GAGAUAGAGAGGGAGGGAGGAAGCGACCGAGCAACACUCCUUCCUAACCCUUCAUUACACUUCUGCUACAGACAGGCUCUCCAGGUGAGUUACCUGCCCCCCCAUUACACCUCUGCGUCCUCAUUCACCCUCCUCCCCCUCUGCUCUCAUCCGCCCCCCUCCUCGCCCUUCUAACACAGCACUUUGGAAGCAGCUCCUGUCUAUUUCCUGCAGCUGCUCGGCAGUAGUGUUUGUCUGCUGGGUCCUAGAAAUAUCAUCGUGAGCAUGGCAGGUCCUACGUGUAGUCUUUACGGGCACCUGGGGAGAGUAGUAAGCGGCAUUCAGCAACCAUUGGCCAAAUCUGAGGCAACUAUAGCACACUGUGGGUUAGGUUACCAGCGGAACUUCUGAGUGUUCCAAUAGAACCCUCUGCUAUUUAUUUAUAAAAUAUUUUACCAGAAAGAAUACAUUGAGAUUACUCUCGUUUUCAAGUACGUCCUGGGCCCACAGGGUUAUCCAGCAAAUAAUUAGUCAUCAAUCUGCUGUCUUAGUCACUAGACUAGGCAGUGAUGGGGGUCGAUUUGAUUAUGGAGGGGUGUAUAAAACUUAAAGUACAUUGUUUACGCACAGCAUAGACCUCCUAGAAACAGCCAUGGUUAAAAAUAAAACAAUCUCUUUAAAAGAGCCCAAGAUUGUAAAUAUUUGAGUGAAUAUUUGACCACCUAACAUUUGGAGAAGGCAGGACCAGCUCCUCCAUUAUCAGUAUGCCACUUUGUAAUGGUCACAAGGAUGACUCUGGAUCUGAGAUCCCUUUGGCUACCCUAAAUGCAUCAUUAGCUGUAAGAAUAACUCCCCUUACAGUAAUAGGACUGCCAUGUUUCACAGAGUGCAGCAGCUUAGAUAUUUCAUUGUUUAGACAUCACCGUGUGCAAUAAUUAAAAUGUCAAAAUCAUACUAGCUUCCUGUAUUUUGAGCUGGUUAGGGUGCUGGUGCCUCAGGGCUGUAAGAUAAUGAUAUUGGGCCCAGCCCACUUAGUCUGAGAUCUGGCUGUGUGGGAUUUAUCAUGACGGGUUUAAAAAAACAAAAAUAACAAAACACUGGCAGCUUCUGAAUGAAAACAGGCUUGGCCAAUUUGAGCUGUUGCCUGAGCUUGUGAGCUUUGCUAAAAAAAAAAAAAGAGGAGGGGGAGGUGGGGGUGUCUGCAAGGAGCCAGGACUGAUUCGUGAUCCUCUUUGACUGCAUGUGAUGUAGGGGUGUGUGGGAGGUUUGUGUAUUUUUAUGUUGUAGAGGGGUGUUAGCAGAAUUGCAGUGUGAAUGUGUGUGUAGGUGAUACCUCUCCAUGUGUCCCAUCUGUUGAGGUGCGCUAUUCCUUUCAGAGUUUACUGUAUCUGUCUGUCUCUGAUCUUGGAAUUGGAAAUAUAAUAUAUAAGAAUAUAAUAGCAGCUGCAGGGCUUGGCAACAUCCUGUGUUCCAGCUGCUAUACUCUAAAAUCCUCAUCUUCCCAAACCUUCUCCAUUCAGGAAGUUGACUGUCCUGAUCUGGAGGGGAUUUUUUAAUUUAAAAAAAAAAAAUUUGUGAUAACGAUACUACAAUUUCAUUUCCAAUGUUCAUUUUGUGGAUUAUACUAUACUGUUUUAAAUGUAUUUUUUUAAAUUGUGAAUUUAAAUUGACAUUAUUUAUAACACACUCUAAGGUAAGUUUAAAGUGAUGGGUUUGGGUUUAGAAUUAAGGGGGGUUUGGUCUCAAAGGAGUUAUUCCUUUCAAAAUGCUGUGGACUGUUACUCCCAUGAUUCUCAGUUUAACUAACAAAUUAUAGUUAAUUGCUAGAGCUGAGCACCCUUCACAUAAAAAUAAAAUCCACAUAAACUACUCAUCUCUAAAUACCCAUCCUAAGGGAUUAGUGGAACUGCUCUACUCAUUCUCAAAAUCAUGGGUGUGCGGGAGUAUAUGGGACGAUAGUGUCUUCCUCAGUAAUUUUUAUCUUCUGCUAACCAUAUUAGGUAACCAUGGAUUAUAAUGCAGGCGGAUUGGAGAUCAGUAUAAUUUUAAAAAGUACAUUUAAACUGGGAAAAAUUCCUAGAGUUGCUGAGAAUUGUAGAGGAAAACAACAUAUAUUUUGAGCCAAUCCACGUCAUUCCACUGUUUUCAGAGAAAGCAAUGAUAGUACAUCAUAAACAUCUUCCCAUAAUUGCCACUGUAAUUGUUAUCCUAUGGUUCAAGUACUGUAAAAACAGAUUCUGGUGCAACAAUAUUCUAUUAGUUUUUCUGAGAUUAGCAAGAAUCCCUAAUUUUCACUCUUACUCUUGGCACUUAAAGGGUUAAACCUGUAUUGACUCUACAUUCUAAUUUCUUACUUACUGGCAUCUGUUAAUACAUCCUAACUACUUACCAAUGCCCAAUUCAAUUUUAUAGUACGUAAAUACCAGCUGGGCAAGAUUUGACUUGGCAUGUAGGUUUGAAUUUUUAUUGAAUAAAAUGUAGCCUGAGGGUUUAGGUCGCCCCCAAGAACUUUGAACACCAGGGAUAACUGGCUGUGGUGCUCUGAGUUUGAAAAUCCUACCUAUACCUACUCCAAUGUUUAGUAACGUGACUGGCAGCGAUUCUAAAGACUCCCCAAUUUAUGCUGCUGGAGAUUCCAUAUUCCUUGGCAGCCUGCAAAACAUGUUGUAUCAAGGGAGAAAUGUUUGGUAAUACUGUUGGAAUUUGCAGAUACCAAAUUUGCUUCAAGAUCCAGUACAAUCUGACUUCUCCUUGAGGUCAUUGAUGACUCUACGCUCUAGAAUUCCGUGGGGUUUAUACUUAACAUGACAAAGAGUGAAAUUAGCAGAACAACAGCUGUACAUUCUGUGCCAUUUUAGAAUUCGGUCUGGGGUGCCUUGCACAACCAUUACAAUGUGCUGUAGUGGUUAUAGUGCUUCAGUGUCCCUUUAAUCUCCCAACACAGCUGAAACGCAUACUGUGUAUACUUUUGUACUGUUUCAGUAUAAGCAGCUAUUAUAGUUAUACUGUUCCCUAUGUGAUAUUUCACAUACCCAGUAUUCAUGCACUAGCAGUUCAGCCUUUUGAAUUCUAUUGUGUCACUGCACUAAACCCGUAUCAGACAAAUAACCAAUAUUUGUAUUUUAUUACCUACUUGUUAUGAACAAUCUAACAUUAAAAAUAAGUAUAUUUAUUUUUUAUGUGUUCUUUAGUGUAAUAAAAUAAUAAGAUUUGGAUGAAGUGCUAAUCCAUAAAAAAGUAGGUAUGUUAAAUAUUACAUAAGGGAUAAAAAAUACAAACGUACAUUUAGAUACAAGACACUCAGUCUCAUAUGCGUGUGUGUGUGUAAUAUAUAUAUAUAUAUAUAUAUAUAUAUAUAUAUAUAUAUAGCACAAAUUCAACGGUAAGCCAGCUCCGGGGAGUAUCCUCCCAGUAGUCACUUCUCUUCUGAGAUCAUCCUUACAGGUUAUCUCUGAUCCAAUCAAAUUCUUCUCAGAGGAGCAUUGGGACCUAUGGAACAUGUAUGGCAAUCGCCACACUCCAUCAAUCAGAUGCUUCUCAAAUCUGUUAUACAAACAUGUGCCAGGCUUCAUUGACAAAGUGGGUUCCAUUUUUUCGUAAUUCAGCUGUGGACAAUGCCUUUUAUUUUGCUAGAUUCAUACACUGAUCAGCCACAACAUUAAAACUACUGACAGGUGAAGUUUAUAACAUAUAUUAUAACGUUACAAUGGCAAUUGUCAUGGGGUGGGAUUUAUUAGGCAGCAAAUGAACAGUCAGUUCUUGAAUUUGAAGUAAGAAAGUGAAAAGAUCUAAAUGACUUUGACAAUGGCCAAAUAGUGAUGGCUAAACAACCUGGUCAGAGCAUCUCCAAAAUGGCAAUUCUUAUGGGGUGAUUCCGGUAUGCAGUGGUUAGUACUUCCCAAAAGUGAUGCAAGGAAGGGCAACUGGUUAACCGGCAUCAGGGUCAUGGGUGCUCUAAGUUCAUUGAUGCACGUGGAUGGCUAAAGCUAGCCCGCCUGGUCCCGUCACACAAAAGAGUUACUGUAGCUCAAAUUGCUGGAAAACAUAAUGCUGGCUGUAAUUGAGAGGUGUCAACAUACAGUACAUUGCAAUUUGCUGCUUAUGAGGCUGCAUAAUGGUGCAUCACGACAACCACUGUCCACCUCUUAAAGUGCCUUCAGUGGUAACGUGAGCUUCAGCAAUGGACCAUGGAGCACUGCAGUGGAAGAAGGUUACCUGGUCUCAUGAAUCACAUUUUCUUUUAGAUCAGGUGGAUAGCUGGUUGUGUGCAUCGUUUACCUGGAGAAGAGAUGGCACAAGAUGAAGAAGGAAGGCCGGCAGAGGCAGUGUUAUAAUCUGGGCAAUGUUCUGCUGGGAAACCUUGCUUCCUGGUAUUCAAGUGGAUUUUACUUUGAUACCACCUACCUAGAGAUUGUUGCAGACCACGCACACAAUAUUGUUCGCUGAUGGUAGUGGCCUCUUUCAGCAGGAUAAUCAACACUGCCACAAUGCAAAAAUUGUUCAAGAAUGGUUUGAGGAACAUGGCAAAGAGUUCCAAUUGUUGACUUGGCCUUCAAAUUCCCUAGAACUCAAUCCAAUUGAGCAUCUGUGGAAUGUGCUAGAACAACGAAUGUGAUCCAUGGAGGCCCCACCUCAAAACUUGCAGAGCUUUAAGUAUCUGCUGCUAAUGUCCAGAAACCACAGCACAUCCAGAAGUCUUGUGGAGUCCAUGCCUAGACGCAUGAGAGCUGUUUUGGCAGCACGAGGGGAACCUACAUGAUAUUAGGAGGUGAUUUUAAUGUAGUGGUUUAUCAGUGUAUAGUAAUAACUGAUAGACUUGUACAGUGCAGUCUGCCCCCUGUACAAAGAAUGCUAAAAAGCCAUUUUCUUCCUGUCCUACAAACAUCAGAAUUAUCUCAAUGGAAAACCAACAGUCAGAUUUCUCCUUGGAUCAACAAGCUGUUACUCCACCUAUCAACUUUUAUAUUCUUCAAUAUUAUGUUUUUUUCAAAAAAAAGCAUAUAGACGUUGUCUAGGAAUCUGAACAUAAUCUAAUAAAUAAACCUCUUUAGGCAGAUUAUUCCACAUAUUUGUUGCCCUUACUGGGUAUUCUUACCACUGAUAUCUACAGAUACAGCAUACCUGCCAAAUGGAUUGGAUCUGAUAGGACUUUCCCAUUACUGGCCUCAUAUUCUGCCAUGCAGAUUUGCAUAAAUGACAAAAACAAAAACAAGCAAAAUGCUCAUUCCAGCACAUUUUAUUUACUGCGAACACAGUAGUGUCAGAACACCCAUUACUCCCAUGUUCACUUGAAAGGGUCCCUGUAAGCACCAUGACUGCACCAAUUUGAGUCUCUAUUAAAAAACACUGUGGGAAAUAAACACAAAAUAUUAUCGUUUUACCUCAGUGUGGUUUUUUUUCAAUUUCAGGGCCCCCUUUUUACUUCAAAAAUGAUUUAGAAAUUAAUCCAUUAUCUACUAAUAAACCAGCGCAAUACCUCUUUUGAGCAGCCAAAUCCUCCUCUGCUGAUGUCAUAAAGCCUGAAAAGAUUUCUGUCUAAGCAAAUGUUUCUCAUUGAGAAGCAUUAUGGACUUAAUGGACGUGUGCAGCAAUUGUCAUGAUUCACCAAUCAUAUGCUUCUCAGAGAAGCAUUCAAUCUAUUGCUUCUCCUUGAGAAGCAUUGAAUGUAUGACGUCCUCAUGCAAUGUGCGAUGAUUUUGAACGUUAAGAACUGACUCAAACUCAGUUCUGAUCGUAAAAGCACCAUCUAAGCACCAUAAGGUGUUACAUUGCGGUGAGAUGAAGAUGGUCUGGGUGCUUAUAGUGUCCCUUCAAGCUGCCUAAAUGUCCAAUGUCAACUUUCUCCAAGUUUUGUGUGCAGUGUUUGCACGCCUCAUGUAUAACUUGGAAUGUAUUCUUUUUUAUACAGUGAGUGAGAGCCGAGCUGCAGACCGUGCAUGUUAAGACUGGACGGUGUGCUAAGAGAAGUGUUACGACUAAGGCUCUGUCGAUAGUAGAACAUAACUUUGUUCACUAAACAGUGAAGCAGGCUAUGUGUAAACUGCUAGCUAUCUCUGUAUGGCUGAUAUCAGUUUAUAGAGCAGUUUCAUGUAUCCCAAUGAAUUAGUUCAACUGAUCUUGGACAAAAACUACCUAUUCUAUAAAUCAUGGUUGUGCAGGAGUUUAUGGAACGAUAGUGGUUUCCUUGAUGAUCUUCCAGUGAUCAAGCGAAGCUUUAAAUGUGAGUAACUUUUUAUUUUUUUCUGCAUUCUUUUUCUAUAGCAUUUUCUAUAUAAUCAGUUAAUAAUAAGGCUAUGUUUUACCCCACAGCUUCCAUUUAGGGUAUGUUUUAUCUUCUGCCAACCAUAUAGGGGAAACAUGAAUUAUAGAAGGACAAAUAAUGCAUGCGGUUUGGAGAUCAGUAUGAUUAAAGUAAAAAAUAAGUAAAUUUAAACUGGGAAGAAAAUUCAUGUUCAGGAUGCUAAUCUUACCCACUCAUGUGUUAUGGAGAAAUGCCCAAUGGACAAUAUCAGUCUUAAUCUGAGUGUCCAGUGGGUUUACACAAGAAGUAAAACCAUUUUUCUCAUUAGAGUCCCCCUUUUUAAUACUAGUUAUAAAAUAUCUUGUACAUAAAAUAAAAGUGAAUGUAGGUAAUUGGGCAAAAGACACAUCACUUGGUUGAAAAAAUAAGCUGAAUUACGAUAUAACCACUACAUAUUAAUGUAGUGGUUUUGGUGAACAGAUGUCACCCCUUUUUUUCGGACAGUGUCUAGGGUUGCUGAAUCUCUCAUGUAGAGGGAACCAUUCACAGCAUUUCAGAUCUGGACUGUCCUUUGUAGGAUAAGUUUGAUAUGCAAAUUGGAUAGGUUAUCUCUGUAAUUGCACAAUUGAACACAAAAUCUUUGGGAUAGGGGGCCUGAGCAGAGACUAACCAAAGGGCAAGCUACUAAAUGUAUGCCCGUUCUCAGUGUUCCCAUAUUCUCUGUUUUUGUAAAUAUUGCCCUAUCUGAGAAACAGCAAUCUUUACAUUUGUCCAAAAAUGGUCCCUUAGUGGCUCUCAGACAGACAUAUUAAAUCUAGGCUAAUAUGGCUAGACGUAUGCAUUGUUCUCUAGUGUAAACUGUAAAGUAAAUGUGACAUUUAUACACUUUUGAUAAAGGUAAGAGUGAAAAAAAGUAGCAGAAUUAUGCACUAAAGUGAGAAUCCAAGAUGAAUUUCAAAUUUAAGAAAAAAGUAGCCAAACUGAAAGCAGCUGACUAAGAGAAUUGUUCCAGUUUGGUUAUUUCGACCUUAGAGUUGAAUUCACCUUGAAUUCUCGCUGUAGUAAAUAACUCUGUAUGUAUGCCAAUUAAAGGUUUCAUUCAUUGAAGUGUUCAUUGUCCAAAAAAAGGUUGGGAACCACAGCCUUAAGAGAGUCAAUCACUAAAUUACAGCAGAGCUAUAUACCGUGCAUUUAAUUAGUAUUCACCCCAUGGAUUUUGUGUGUCAUGUAGUAUCACAAAAUGGAGUUAAUAAUGAUUUUUACUGGUAUUUUUACAAACAGUGAUUUACAUAGUUACCUAAAACUUUAAAGAACAUUUUUAUAUCGUUAUACAGGUGUAAAAAAACCAAACACUACCAAAUAUUUUUUGGUAGUGCAUUGUCUCUCUUUGCUAUGUGAAUCUGUAAUAACCUUGGAAACCACAUAUUUAGUUGCAUUGAGUCCACGUUUAUGAAUUUAACAUACACGUUUCUCUGAACAGAGUUUGUUCGACACGGUAUCCACUAAAUUUCAAACUGUAAAAAAGUGAAAUAUUUUCAAACUGUAUGGAGGUGAAAUUUAAACCGUAUAUCAACAACAAUAUAAUUACCAAGGGGCUCUCAAACCAAGUCCAGAAUAAGGUUCUAGAGAGCAAAUAUCGGGGUUAAGUUAAAAAAUAAACAAAUUCAUACUUUGUAUAUCUAUUAAAUCUAUAGUACGAAAGAGAAGAAUAAGUCAUUACUCUAACUCUACAUAGAGAAUGCUUUUGACCAAAGCUUUGUGACCAGAUAAGAUGGGCAUUAGUUAGGGAAGCAACCAAGAAACUAAAGGAGCUGGAGACAACUAUGGGGAAUGCUCUAAAAAUCACGGUCAAGGAUAUGUGAUGAAAAGAAAGCCAUUACUGCAACAACAAAAAAAUAUGGCAUAUCAAAUCCAGUUUGUAGUUUGCCAAAACCCUGCUCCCUUUUCUCAUGGGUUGGCCGCAUUCACUCAGCGUUUACAAUUUUCUAGAGGGAUUGCAGAGGGAGAGACACUUUGAUUUGGAAAGUUGGAGAGACACUAUAGGGCAGUGAUGGCGAACCUUUUUGGGUCCGAGUGCCCAAACCGAAAUACAUGCCAACUUUUUUUUCCUCAAAGUGCCAACACGGCAAUUAAACCUGAAUACUGAGGUUUAAGUUUAGAAACAACAACUCGUACAGUUGUCCAAACUAAUUAAGAUACAUACACAGUCCGCUAAAUACACACACAAACAUACACACAGUCCGCUAAAUACACACACACAGUCUGCUGAAUACACAUACACUGCUGAAUACACACACACACUGCUGAAUACAUACACUGCUGAAUACAUAGACAGACUGCUGAGUACACACACACAGACUGCUGAAUACAUAAACAAAGUCUGCUGAAUACACACACACACUGCUGAAUACAUAAAGACUGCUGAAUACACACACACACAUACUGCAUUGAGGGGUGCAGUGUGUGUGUUUGUGUGUAAGGGUGUGGAGAGUGGAGUGUGUGUGGAGUUCUGUGUGUAAGGUGUUGUGUGGAGUUCUGUGUGAGGGGUGCUGUGUGUGUGGGAGGGGUGCUGUGUAUGGGGAUAGGGGUGCUGUGUAUGGGGGUAGGGGUGCUGUGUGGGGGGUAGGGGUGCUGUGUGGAGAGGUAUGGGAGUUGUGUGGGGGUGUAGGGGUGCUGUGUGUAGGGGGUUGGGUGCUGUGUGGGGGUUGGGGUGCUGUGUGUGGGGGUGUGGGUGCUGUGUGUGGGGGUAGGGGUGCUGUGUGUGGGGGGUAGGGGUGCUGUCUGUGGGAGGGUGCUGUGUCUGAGGGGUGCUGUGAGUGUGGGAGGGGUGCUGUGUAUGGGGGGGGCAGGUGGUGUGUGUGGGGGGUAGGAGUGGCGCGGUGUGGGGGUAAGGGUGGCAUGUGUGGGGGGGUAGGGGUGCUGUGUGUAUGUGGGGGGGUAGGGAAGAUACAUUAAAAAAAUCAAUUAAAAAAAAGUAUAUUAAAUCUGUAUCCCCCCCCUCCCUUCUUCUUGCCUUUGGUGAAGGGGGGGGAAGGGAGGACACAGCCAUCCUUGGUGGACAGGGAAGCAGCUCUCUUGUCCUCCCGCGCUAUGCUGUGUGGAGCGUUGCCAUGGUAAUGCAUUGAUGCAGACAGCGGCCCCCCUCCCCCGGCAACCUAUGGCCGUGUGCCCACAGAGAGGGCCCGGCGUGCCACGCGUGCCAUAGGUUCGCCAUCACUGCUAUAGGGCAUAGUGGAAGAGGCCCUAUUGGGGGGCAUGGAGAGAGACACCAUGGAGGGCUGUAGGAGAAACUGUUGGAGGACAGAGAAAGGAACACUAUGGUGGGAAACUGUGGGGCAACAGAAGGGGUGAAAAAAUGAGGAUGGAGGAGGAAACAGUUUGGCACCAGGGACUGAUACAGUUGGGGCAGAGCAAGUAACACUAUAUAGAAGGGGAGGGAGAGAUACUAUGGAUGGAGAUAAGAUGGCAGCUGAAGGAGAGACAAUAUGGAGGCAGAGGGAAAAUUAGUAUGGAGGAAGAUGAACAGAGGUAAUUAAAUGUGGGUGAUGCAGCUCAGAGCUCUAGACGAGGGCCACAAUCUGAAAUUCUGCCUAGGGCCCAGGGCAUCGCAAUCCACUCUGUGUACAGGAAAGAUGUGGGCAUCAAUCUUUCAUAUUUAGUACCCCUGGUCAUGGUCUGGGACAUUCUUGAGUUGCAACAUUGAAGCAAACUAGCAGUUGGACUUUUAGUUUGAUGGUCAACUAAUAUUGGAUUUACGGACAACUGGCACCCAAAAACUAUUUUUAAUAUAAUAAUCCUUUCAUCAAGUUCUGAUUUAGAAAUAGAUUUUUUUAAAGGAAAUAUAUGUAAAAAACAAACAAAAACUAAUCUCUGCCUUUAGUAUAUUACAGGAUCCUUCAGCCAUAUGCAUACACCUUGGGUCAGACAGUUUUUGAAAACCAACAGUUAGUCUCUAUGGUCUUCCCUGCUUCUGUGCAUGGAGUGAAGCAGGGAAGAUCAUAGAGACUAACAGUCAUUUUUCAAACACUGUCUGCCCCUAGGAGCAUGCAUAUGGCUGAAGGAUCCUGUCAUAUACUAAACGUAGGGAUGAGUUUUUCUCAUUUUAUUUUACAUAUACUUCAUUUUUAAAAACCUAUUUACAUUCAAAACUUGAUUUAUGGAUUAUAACAAAAAUAUAGUUUUGAGAUGACAGUUAUUCUUUAACGUGUAAUAAUGUUCAAAUACAGAAGAAAGCAGGAAUUCCCAACAAUAGACAUUACAUACAAUUUUUAUUAUUAAAAGAUAAACUUUAUUAAUGCUACAUAAUGAUAAAAUGAUAAUCAGAAAACAUUUUUGUUUUAAUAUCACAAUUUUUAUUGAGUUCCCAUAGUUAGACAUUCCUUCUUGUAUUCGAAUUACAACUUGUAGCUGAGAACCUAGAAAGUCAUUGUCCAUAUUGUUAUAAAAGUUAUAAAAGUGCAUUUGGUCCAACUAGCUCCCCCUUUUCACCACAAUCUCUGGUGUACAUGAGAUGAGAGUAGCAAAAGCACCAACCAACUUCUUCACAUAGAAAAGCAUCAAACUCAGUGCUUUUCUACCUGACGCAUUUCAUGGUACACUGCUGUAUGUUGUGUACAUUCACUGGUGGAGGGAGGGAGUAUUCAUUCAGAAGAAAGCAGAAGUGGUCUAACCCUAUAACCCAAGGAUAUAACCCUACAAAAUGUGUUAAUGUCCAAUCAGGUUGCGACAUAUCAUAGGCAUUGUAUGCACUGCAGCCUGUUGUCUGUGAUCUCUGUAUGUUAGACUAGUCCUUCGUGAUGUUACAGCAGCUGUUGGUCACCAUAUCAGUAAAGUUUUAAAGUUACUUUUUAUAGAUAUUACAUUUUGAUUGGAGAUUGGUUUCUCUUUUAUAAUACAUUAACACUUCAGUACUGUUUCUUGGACAUCCAAAGCCAUUGUUCAAAUCUGCAUUUCUUGGUAGAAAAUAUAAUGCAUGUGCCGUGGUCUAUCUAAAUGCUUUGCUUUUCCAAAACAACAGAGUCUGGGGUUUAUUUUUGCCUUGCAUAAAGAGAGUGGCAAAAUUGUUAUUUUGAGUCUGUCAGGGUAUUCACAAAAGUGAGAAUUUAAAGUGAAAAUGUAAAGUCAUGCAAAUGUACUUUGAAUUCACAAUUUUGUAAAUAUGUUAGUAUGUCUUCCUGCUAGAGAAGUAUCAGCUAGCAUGUAUGUUUCAUUACGACAAAUGAGCCUAUAAGGAUCCUUGCACCCCCCAAAUCGCCCUUUCAUUGGAUGGGGUUACAGGUAGCCAGAAUGAAGCAGAUUACCCUAUGGUGUCUUGACCUUCACUCCAAUACUUGAGGAGUGACAUCGUCAUGUGUAAAUAAAAUUCUAUGGCUGAGUGUGUAUGUCAUUAACAAUAUCAGCCCUGCAAGCAUAACCUCUGCACUCAGCAUACUCUUCGUAGUACAUGUACCUGUAAAUGGCCUGUCGAGUUCACUUUACUUGUAACCACUAAGUCAACAACAAAACAUCUAUCUGGUUCUCAGGUCUCCUGACUCUUCCCAGUUAUUCUGCAUGGCCGUCUGUGGCAUGAUGCAAGCAUAUCACCCUCUCCCACACUACCUUGAGAUGACAUUAAUCUCAUUAGAUUUGUUCAUUGCCAAAAGUUGGCAAAAAUAGUUCACCAGUAAAAGUAACACAUUAAUAAUAAUUUAAAUAAGGCUUACAUUUCUCUCUGGAUCUCUGUAAUCAUGAUACCUACAGGCAAAACUCUGAGAAAUUACUUUGUCUGAUACCAUUUAGGCUCAGUUAGAAUAUGAAUGCCUGGGUGCACUUUAGCUAUUUGGUUGUUGACGGUCAUAGGAUCAGUAGUCUUUUGUCUUUGACCACAUUGUCCAUUCUAAAAUUAAAAGGAAGUCCUGCUACUUACUGUCUCCUCCUCCCCAUGAUUGGGGGUGGUUGAGGAAUUUAUUUUUCUUUACUGGAGCACCCUUCUGAGAUACUUAGCAUAUCACUAGGAACAAAGAUCAGGCUGGAUUAAGAUCUUUUUAUGUUAAGUAGAAAUACUAGAAGUACCUUGUACCAACAUGGAGUUCACGCACUGCAAGGAUAACAAUAGACACCAUUCAAAUACCUUGGGUAUGUGAUAUAGUUACUUGCUAGGCAAAGCCUAAAAGCUUAAAAUAGAAUUAAUAGGAGCAUAGGCAUACUUUUCAUGUAGUAGUUAAUGGAAUAACAAAAUAAUUAUUGCACAUUUCAAAGGCAAUAUGAAAAACCCAUAUGAUAAUUGUUGUAAUUUUACUAAUUAAGAAAUUUACUAGAGCAUUUCUCUUCGGUAGGUGAUAAUGAAAACAGACUAAUAUUUUGCAGAACAUCAACUUUGAGAAUUUCAUGCUGCCUCUAGAUGCCAAAAUAAGCUGGAAAAACUAAAGAAAUAACUAAAUAAAAUAUACUGAUUAGCUUGUUUACAGAUUAUCUGUUCAAAUAAAUCUCAUUAAUAAUUAAAAUGAAUCAAAUUACUUAGCACUUAACUUAUUCAGUUACAUAUUAACAAAAGAACAGAGAACAGAACAAACACUAUUUGGGAUUUAGGAUUCCUUAUAAACCCUUAGGUUACUAAUUUCUUCUUCCUUCAAGUUAAAUGAACACUCCAGCUUGGACCUCACACCCUUUUUAAAAUGAUUUAUAUAGAUAAUGCAUUGAAAAAAAUAUGCAAAAAACCCCUGCUCACCUAAAUCCCAACAAUGUGUAGGCCAGACAUGGUCUGUAAAUGGUGGGGGAUCAUAUGACCAAGUUGUAUAAUUAAGAUACACAAAGCAAGCUAAAUGUCUUUAUACAAGAGACAAGACUACGGUAUAUUUCAGUUACAUAGACAGGCCAUAUAUACAUUUUGUGCACUUUUGCUAAAAAGAAAUGAGAUUAGGAUUUUGGUUAAUAAGGGCUCACCACAAGGGUAGAUAUACAUUCUGCUCAAUAAAAAUAAUGCCUCUGAAACAUAUAAUUUCUUAUAUGUUCACUACCGGUAGGCCCUAUCCAAUUUUAUUGAAACCCAUGUCUCUGGUGCUCUAAUUGUAGGAGUUGACAUUAAUGCUGCCCCUUGUCCAGUCAUAGAUAGGAGGUGGGUUGGGAUCCCAUGUCUCUGGUGCUCUAAUUGUAGGAGUUGACAUUAAUGCUGCCCCUUGUCCAGUCAUAGAUAGGAGGUGGGUUGGGAUCCUACAAUCUCCCAAUAUGGGGUGCCAGGGCAAAAUGCCAAAUCAGUUAGAAAGCAGAAAUUAUUUUACAUUUGGAUGUUGAGAAAUCCGCUAGAACAGGGCUGUUUUCUUUUUUGUCCCCACCCCCAUGUGAUUUGUUCCUGCACAGAUUUAUUCUUACUGUCCAAACAGUCUGUGGCUGAGGUCUUCUGCUUGUCAGUUCACUAGAUCAGAUGGUCAGAUCAUGCUGACGUUUCUAUCACACUGAAACUAAAUACAUUGCUGCCCCUUGGAGCUUUAGGCAGAGAAGUAUUCAGAUGCCCCUAGGCAAUUAACUGGUUUGGGCCUCGCUUUGUAUUCUUCACAUAUGGAGGAUGAAUGGUAACAAGCAAAUUCAAGGUUUCAUGUCUAACCAGUGGGCCUUAGGCGGCUGCCCAAGGUGACCUUAUGAAUCGUCCUGCCAAACCCCAGAGGCUUUCCAUAAGUAAAAUUUGCAGGUUUGUGAGCAGAUCUCCAAGGAAGCCACAUGCUGUUUCCAAAAGAGUUGCACCCUGGGGGUAUCUGUUCCACCAGUGUAAGAUGCUCCUAAGGCCGUUAUUAGUUAUUAGAAUUUACAAGUAUAUCUUCAAUUCUAAAAAAAGCAAAAACAGAAGCCAUCAUUAGGUUACAUAACUUGCUUAGGUUUCUAGAGCUGGAACACAAAUUGCACCCUACCUUAGUGGGCUUAGUGGAAUUAGAUAGAACUAGGGCAGAUAUUGAGCAAAUCUAGAGCCUUAUAUGUUCCAAGAGAACCUUCUAUGAAGAGAUGAACAAACUCUUAGCAAGAAAGAUAGGGCCGUAGGGCUUCUUUUCGGCUGAUCAUCAAACUUCGAACUUGCGAAGGAAAUAUUACAACUAAUUGCACUAACUUGGGGGUGGAGCCGGCAAUGGACUAAAGGGGAGUAAACUCACCUUUUAUAGGCUACAGGCGGCUAAAUAGUUAAAUUAUAGCUAUAGUGACAGUAAUACAUGUUUGUAUUCCUGUCACUAUAGUGUUCCUUUAAGUUUUGUAAGUUCCACAGCCGAUACGAACAAACACUAUCUGAAGAUGAAAUGUUAGGGUUGACUAAAUUUGUUCCUGUCACAUAUUAGGGUUGUCCAGCAUUUAUGUUGGGGAUAGUGCCCCUUUAACAAUACAGCAAAAAUAAAAGGAGAAUACAUCUCAUAAAGGUUUAGCACUAGACACAUUUUAAGACCCAAAGCACAAAAUUAGAGUGAAUAGCAAGAGAUUAGACUUGAAUAAAAGAGAAUCUAUGAGUUAUUUAUUAACCAUGGAUUUUAACACAAUCGAUCUAUGUAGGCAAAUCGGUCUGAACAUGUUAUCUUAAAAAUAUAUUUUCUUUGUAUGUUAUAAAUUUUUUAAGUUUUUGUAUUUUAUUGCUUUUCCAUUUUUAUGGUAAUUUGAUUUUGUUGUAUUCUGUAUAUAAUUGUUUUACAAUAUGAAAAAAAAAAAUACAAGCUGGAAAAAAGUUCACGUUUUUAUUUCUAAACUCCAAAACUGAAAUUCAAAUGGCACAAAAAUAGCUGAUCCCGUAAAAAAAUAAAUAAAAAAAAUCCAGUUUCUCUUGGCUAUUUUACCGCAACGGUUUAAUCUUGUAUAUUCUUGUUUAAAAUUUGCGACAGCUCACAAUUUAGUAAAUAAACCUUUUAGGUUUAUUGACUCAACACUGAAUUGUAACACCGAAUUACAGAAUUUAGGCAAAAAAAAUUUGUCUAAAAGCCUAGUCAGUUGUGAUUCUAACCCAGUUGGAGAUUUAAUUCCAAACCAUUCAUUUCCCCCCCCCCCUAAAAUUUUGCUAUAUAGAUUUCAGCCAACUACAAUUCGGUGUUUAUUGAAUAAAUCAAUUUUAAUAGUUACAUUUGUUUAUUUUAUCCAGUCCAGCGGUUUAUUGGCCUCAAAUGUGAGACUCUCUAAUCAGUUCUCUGUAGUCCCCAGUUUAAUGAAUAAAACCCCAUGAAAACCCUUUUCUUAUUUUGUUUUUGUGACUGCGUGAACAAAGUGAUCCUCUCCCCUAGGCCUCCCAGGACAGCAUGCUGUUGUAAUAAUAAUAUAAAUGCGAGCAGUGCCCGGCAGCCUCCCCCUUUCAGUAUCGGAGCACAUUUCGUGCUAUGUGUAAGUGAAUGCGGCGCUCUCUCUCUCUCUAGGACCCGGCGGCUCCCAGCAGCACUUCCUGCCUCGCUCUCACGGUGUGUGUACUUCCAGCCCCCGGAGCCGCUUGCCUCGUCCUGCUACCUCCCACAGGCCAGGCCGGGGACACCAUGUGAGGACAGGCCGCAGCGCGCACAGACUCUCUCUCUCUCUCCAGCCUGGCUCCCAGGUCAGUCCCCGGGCCGGCCGGUGGGUGUGUGGGUGGGUGGGUGAUCCAGCCGGGCUCCGUGUAGCACUGUGUGUAUCCCUGCCCUGGGUAUCCCUGAGCCGGGCUCCUGGGAGCUGGACACUUCUUACAGCAACACUUCCCCAACUUCAUGGACCAGGACCGGGCUGCCCUCCCUCCCCUCCCUGUAUAGAGCCCAGUGCUGUGUGAUGGGGUGUGUGUGUGUGUGUGUGUGUGUAUAGUCAGUAUUACACUGUAUGGCACUGUGUGACUGCUGCUUUAUAAUCACUCUAUAUAUUAUAACUAUAAUAAUAAUAAUAAUAAUGCUGUAAGUGCGUGUCUCACUCAGCCUCUCAUUACGUAUGUGUACACAAGGCCUAAUCAGCCAUUUAAUGGCCUCCCAUUUCAUUCCAUGUUAAUCUGCAUCAACCCACUCAUUAAUAUCUCCGGCUCAGCUCUCUCUCUCUCCCCCCAUCCCAUGCUCCCAGUACUGGAGGAGCACUUACCUGCUGUAUGGGUUUACCCUAGCUGGGGGGGGAGGGGGGGGGGUCUGCUCUAUAAAUGGGGAUUUGUAAAAAAGAAAAGGAAAAACAUUUUAAGGAAUAAACUUGUGUGUAUUGUUGGUGUGAUUGGGGCUGGCUGUGUAUUGUGUGUGUGUAUUGUGUGACUCUGGCUGAACAGUAGGUGUCCCAGUAAAUGGUGUGUUUGUUAUAUAGCGUUAUUCUCCCUUACAGAGCUUACAUCUGGUUUGUCUGAUUAUCAUAAUAUUUAUUUAUUUAUAUAUAUAUUUUUUUUUGGAGACCAUUUUAUAACUGGUUAAGCUUCAUUUUGUAAUAAUCAGAAUAAUAAUGUGUCAAGCAAUCCCCAUGGUGCUCACAUUGAAGCAAAUGGAGUUUGUGCAUUUAGAUCAGUUGGAACUUUUUUUUUUUUUUUUUUUUGUCUCUUUGUUAAUGAAAGCUGAAUUCUAGCUCUUUUUUUUUUUUUUUGAUACAUAAACAAGGGUGGGGCACAGUGUAAAUUGAGUUUCUUUAUGAUGUGCUAUAGAAGUCAGUUGCUGCUCUUAUUCAUAGCAAUCGUUUCAUGUAAUUUAAAAGGAGUUUGGAAGGAAGGAUGCUAUGAAAUGCCUCCUUCCUCCUGCCAGCUCCAUGAAGGAGUGAAUGCAUUAAUUUAUAGACUGCAUCACUCAACUGAAAAGUUGUUUAUCAUAUACUAGUAGUACAUUAUACUAGGGUGACCCUAUAUUUAAUUUUGUUAGUAUAUCUGGGUUCACCCUACAGGAUGCUACGUAUUUAACCAUUAUAUGAUCAAUGGUAUUCCACAAAUCAUGAUAUAACAGGUUUUGCUCACCCCCUUGACACCAAGGGGAUAUGUAUAACUUAAUAAAGCACCAGUGUGAUCGCCAUAUGUAUACAUCUCACAUUAAUUUGGUUAUAUCCAUAUUAGAUAUUCUAUCAGAAUUGCACCUAUUAAAAUUUUUUAUUUUACAGAGCCUCUGUUUUCAUAUAUGUAUCUAAUUAAAGCCUGUCUAUAGUAAUGAUAUACUUAGACAUUUUAUUCUGCCCAUAUAAAACAUUUUGUUAACAUUAGGUGGAUGUUUCUUUUAUUCAUUUAUUUUGCUUUCCUAGCUAAACAAACAUAACGUUAAAGAGAUAUUGGUAAACAGAUUGGGGAUCAACCAAUAUAAUUUUUCCAAAACCAGUGCUGAUACAGAUUAUUCACCUUUAAGACCAAUUGCCGACAAGUGGUGCUGAUAUUCUGUACAUUCAAUGUUUUGAAAAAGCAACACAAUUUCUACACAAAUCUGGCAAAUACUGAACAUUUUGAUAUCAUCCAGACUCCUGUCAUUCUCAGGCAGCCAGUACAUGCUGGGAUUAGUGUGAUCCCAGCAUGUAUUCACUGUCUUUUCUUUCCUUUAUCAGGCAAUGAUCCAAUAAGUGUCAAUAUAUUAAGAAAUUCCUUUUUUAUCUUCAGAUUUUAGACAUAUUAACCCAAUAGCCAUUGUCAAUGCUGUACUCUGGCUCAUGUGUGAAAGUGCUACAUCCUCCAUAGAGCGAGCCAAUUCCCUGCAGCCUACACCGGUGACAGCUGGGGCAUUGACACUUCUUGAAGGCGGUAGCUCCGACAAGUUUAAGGCAUAGGAAAAAUACUGCGACAAAGUAGUCCUUACUUUGUCUCCGUAUAUCUGUUGACUGGUCUGGCAUUUCAGUGGAAUCCCAAUACGGUCAAUGUAAGUAUUUUUUGGUGGUGUUUACAUUGAUGCUUUAAUGUCCCAACGUACCAAACACACAAAAUAUAGAGGUUUGACAAAGGUCUCAUAUUUUUUUUUUUUUUUAACUUUCUCUUUUUAAUUUAUUCUGGUGUUGUUGUGGGUCAGUAACUUAUUUUGUGCUCUAGGGGCAUUGGACUUAAAUAUAAUCAAUUGUUUAAUCUAUUUAACGUCCAGGUUUGGCAUACAAAGUAAGAGAAACAUUGGACUUGUGAAUCGCAGCUGUUACCGUGAUUUCGCUUUUCUCUUAAUGCUUCACUAUAAGAAGUAUGACAAGACAAAAGUUAUAAAUGUGCUACUUGCCUCAUUUGCUUUGCAGCCUCUAGACUAGUGACUAUCUGACAUCCACUACUUGGCCUGGAAAUUGCAACAUGAAAAUCAGUGAACCAAAGGGCAUGACGUUGUAUGGCAUGUUUAGUUUCUGUUUCAAAUGCAAAUAAUAUCAAAAGGCCUUUUUAUGUGACAAAUAAACAAAAUGUUGUGGCUGAAUCUAACAUUUAGGUAUGUGUUUGAAAUUUCAGAUAUGGAGGCAAACAAUUAUUUGGAUAGCUCUGGCCAACCCACAUUACCAAAAACCUCAGGACUGAAACAGCUGCCUCAAUCUUCAGAACCAGUUUACAUGACCAGUUCUCAUUUAAAACUUCCCCAACAAGCAAAGGGUAUGUAUCCACAUGUAAAACAUUGAGGCUGAGCAAUAUUCCUAUGAAAACUGCCUCCCCGUCAACCCCAUACAUAACCUCUUCUGCAAAUGUUUGUAUCGAUGAGCAAAUAAAUCCUUCCCCUUUCAAAUCUUCUUAUAUUUAAAGGGACAAUAUAGAGUCACCAGAACAACUAUAGCUUAAAGUAGUAGUGAGGCUAUGUACAUUGCCAUACCCACUCCUCAGAUGGCCACUGGAGGUGCUUCCUGGGGCAGUGGUGCACCGUAGGCAGCACUGUCGUUCAGUUUCUCCACGCACUGCAUGGGGAUGCUGAAUUUUACUCAUAGAGAUGCAUUGAUUCAAUGCAUCUCUAUGAGGAAGUGCUGAUCAGCCAUAAGAGCGUUUAGCCCCGUCCCCUUGGCGAUUUUAGCCAAUCCAAUGCUCUCCCCAAUGGAAAUAAGGUGAGUUUAAACCUUUUCGGUGGGGGGGGGGGGGGUUUAGCACUAUAGGGUCAGGAAUACAUGUUUGUGUUCCUGACCCUAUCGUGUUCCUUUAAAUAUCUCAACUCUAGCUGAUUGUAAUUUUCAAGAUACUGUUACUUUGAUGUAUAUUUUCUAAAACCAUAAUGUGUCCAGAUUUGAUUAUAGCAAAUUAGCUAUUGGUGCCUAAAUUGUACAACUUGUUUUUCAAAUCACUGCAAACUGGUGUUGUAGUGAACAAUCCAUGUUGUGUAUGUGAAUUGUCAAUAAACAAUGAGAUCAUUGCUGAAAAAGUUUCUCUGAAGAAAAAGUUAUUAAAUUCAUGCUUGAAGGCAAAAAUAUUUUCUAUUUAGUGGUUAGUAUAAUAUAAACAUACUUUAAUAAAUCUUUUUUUUUUAACCAAAGAAGAUCUCCUUGCACCAAAAGUCUAGUAUCUUGUCCUCCGGUAAUGUAUUUUUUUUCCCCAUAGAUGUUAAUAUUUGUCAUCCCUUCUUACAGGGCUAUUCAAUAAAGUGAAAUUCAUAGUUUGGUGAAAUUAGUGUUAUUUAUAAGGGACUGAAUUCUAACUUCUACUUUCACUAAAUACAUAAUUAAGGUUUUCCUCUCUUUAUUCAGGACUAAGUUGUGAAAUGCCAGUCAAUGGUCGAAUAUCUCCCACUGUAUCUGCAAAUGCCCAGGGAACAUUUACAUUGGAUUCCAGCCCCACCUGUCAUCCUGCAUCUGCAAACUAUGACUACCUCUGGAAAUACACAAAGUCACCUAUUCUCAAAGACUGCCAUGGGCUUAGUCAAUGUCAAGUGAAUGGCUCGUCUUCUCCAGUGACCAAUGGCCCUUCAUGUAAGGGAAGUGCACAAGAGAACUGGGAAAACCAUGUUACGAGCCCAGCUGCAUCUCUCAGUUUUGGUGCACAGGACUUGUGCAAUUUCAAUGAAGCUAAAGUAAAGGUGGCAACAGCAGCUAAUGGAACAAACCAUGACUUUUUUGAGACUUCUAAACCAGUUCCUGGGUUGGACUCCUGCAUACAGACUCUCUGCCCAUCCUCCAAUGCAUGGAAACCAGAACAAAUGGAGUCCAAUACAACUGAAGAAACAAAUAAUGGCAGAGGGUUAGUGGAGUGUCUGGAGCCCUCUCAUGAGCAAACAGGUGCUGUAUACAAAUUCCUUAUUUAUUAUUUGCCUAAAAUUAUAUUCUUAAAAUUGCUGAUCCUCUUUCUGUGUAGUGAACUACUAUUUAAUUGUAAGCAAACGUUUAUAUCAGGUUUGUUAACUAAAAAAAAUAGAAAUUUUAUAUAUAUAUAUAUAUAUAUAUAUAUAUAUAUAUAUAUAUAUAUAUAUAUAUAUAUAUAUAUAUAUAUAUAUAUAUAUAUAUAUUAUACACUGCUCAAAAAAAAUAAAGGGAACACUUAAACAACACAAUGUAACUCCAAGUCAAUCACACUUCUGUGAAAUCAAACUGUCCACUUAGGAAGCAACACUGAGUGACAAUCAAUUUCACAUGCUGUUGUGCAAAUGGGAUAGACAACAGGUGGAAAUUAUAGGCAAUUAGCAAGACACCCCCAAUAAAGGAGUGGUUCUGCAGGUGGUGACCACAGACCACUUCUCAGUUACUAUGCUUCCUGGCUGAUGUUUUGGUCACUUUUGACUGCUGGCAGUGCUUUCACUCUAGUGGUAGCAUGAGACGGAGUCUGCAACCCACACAAGUGGGUCAGGUAGUGCAGCUCAUCCAGGAUGGCACAUCAGUGCGAGCUGUGGCAAGAAGGUUUUCUGGGUCUGUCAGCGUAGUGUCCAGAGCACGGAGGUGCUACCAGGAGACAGGCCAGUACAUCAGGAGACGUGGAGGAGGCCGUAGGAGGGCAACAACCCAGCAGCAGGACUGCUACUUCCGCCUUUGUGCAAGGAGGAACAGGAGGAGCACUGCCAGAGUCCUGCAAAAUGACCUCCAGCAGGCCACAAAUGUGCAUGUGUCUGCUCAAACGGUCAAACGACUCCAUGAGGGUGGUAUGAGGGCCCGACGUCCACAGGUGGGGGUUGUGCUUACAGCUCAACACUGUGCAGGACGUUUGGCAUUUGCCAGAGAGAACCAAGAUUGGCAAAUUCGCUACUGGCGCCUUGUGCUCUUCACAGAUGAAAGCAGGUUCACACUGAGCACAUGUGACAGACUUGACAGUCUGGAGACGCCGUGGAGAGCGUUCUGUUGCCUGCAAGAUCCUCCAGCAUGACCGGUUUGGCAGUGGGUCAGUAAUGGUGUGGGGUGGCAUUUCUUUGGGGGGGCCGCACAGCCCUCCAUGUGCUCGCCAGAGGUAGCCUGACUGCCAUUAGGUACCGAGAUGAGAUCCUCAGACCCCUUGUGAGACCAUAUGCUGGUGCGGUUGACACUGGGUUCCUCCUAAUGCAAGACAAUGCUAGACCUCAUGUGGCUGGAGUGUGUCAGCAGUUUCUGCAAGACGAAGGCAUUGAUGCUAUGGACUGGCCCGCCCAUUCCCCAGACCUGAAUCCAAUUGAGCACAUCUGGGACAUCAUAUCUCGCUCCAUCCAUCAACGUCACGUUGCACCACAGACUGUCCAGGAGUUGGCAGAUGCUUUAGUCCAGGUCUGGGAGGAGAUCCCUCAGGAGACCAUCCGCCACCCCAUCAGCAGCAUGCACAGGCGUUGUAGGGAGGUCAUACAGGCACGUGGAGGCCACACACUACGGAGUCUCAUUUUGACUUGUUUUAAGGACAUUACAUCAAAGUUGGAUACCUCCAUGAGUUGAAAAAUUUGAUUUCCACUUUUUAAUUUGUGUGAUUUUGUUGUCCGCACAUUCAGCUAUGUAAAGAACAAAGUAUUUCAGAAGAAUAUUUAUUUCAUUCAGAUCUAGGAUGUGUUAUUUUUGUGUUCCCUUUAUUGUUUUGAGCAGUGUAUAUUUUUUUAAGGUGAUCCCUGAUAAGAGACUGUGGUUUCCUAAUAUCUGGAUGAGUUAUUUUAUGUUUGGUUUUAACAAUCCAUGCGAGUGUUUACCAUUCUCUUUCAUGCUUUAUUUUUUAGUAUAGCUAAUGCAUCAAUGUAUUAAUUAACGAGAAAUGUAAAAACAAUACAUUGUAAUUAUAAAAACAAACAAAACCCCAACGUUUCUCUUUGAACUCCCUGAAUUUACUAGAAAUGUCCAGGAUUUGCAGCCUCUGUAGUAGCCUGGCCAGUCUAUAGAGCAGCUCAACCAAGUUUCUUCCCACUUUCAGUGGCAGUUCUGAGCUUAUUCAGUACAUCACUGCACAAUAGGGUAUUCUGGAAGGUGUAGUUCAGUUAUUGGCCCUUUUAUUAUAGAAAGUUACAGUUUGUACAGCAAGUAUGAAAGACCGUUCUAAACACAAUGAAAAUAGAAACCGAUUAAACAGUGUAUGAAAUGUGAUGUCAAUUAUUGUUCUAAAAUGCUGACCUCAAUUUGCACUGUGCUAGAACAUUGUAAAAACCUUCAUCUACAAGCACCUUAUUUAGUUUCCUUAUAUAUGUGUGUAAUUUUUUUCCCACUUUUUAGAUAAACACUCUAGUGAGUGCAAUGGAACAGAAAUGACAUUGGCACCUUUUGGUGAAAACAUGCCAAGCACACUUCCUCCUCCCCCUGAUGUGAGCAAUUUGGAUGAUCCUUCCCAGCUUCCAUCCCAACUGGAGAUUCAUAACUCUGAUUCAUUGGAGCCUUUUGGAACAGCCUUCAGUGAAGGUAAAGUAGAUUCAUUGUGCAUUUAAUGCAUUACUUCUAUUCCACACCCUGGACCUCCUAAGUUCUUGGAUAUUUUAUCUGCAUUCUGCUGCUUUUGACAUCCUUGUAACAUACAGUUUCAAAUUCCAUCAUGCUUACCUGAAAUGUAUGUCUAAAACUGAUCAUCUUCUCACCUUUUUCACUCGCUUUCUUUACAACUCUCCCCCUACUGUUAUUCACUUUACAGUAUCAUCUAUUAAAAUCAUACAGGAGAUUUCUGCGUCAAGUACAAAACUGCCUUUUUUGUCUUCCUAUCCGUCCUGACCCCAUAUAAACAUCGUGUAUCACUUCUUUGCACCGUAAGCUUGUGGUUAGGACUCUCCUCCUCUUUAAGCAUUGUAUUCAAAAUUCCAUAAGAGAUGCUCCCGUCUUCUGUCCCUCAAUAAAUUUUCCUUUUAAAAUUUUAAGUUUAAGGUAAAAUAUAUUAGUGAGUUUUCAAUGCUAUUGAAAGUUUAAAGGAAUACAUUAAAAAAGGUGAAGUGUUGAAAACAAGUUUUUAGAUUAGUGGAUCCCCACUACCCUCUAGAAAUCUGCACUUUUAGAGAGUGAAAUAGAAGUGACACUCUGUUAAACAUGAAAAUGCUUCAGCAAGCUAAAGUGCUUUAGGAGUUUGGGGUGUUCCCUUAAGAGAGUUGUGUGUAUUGCAUUUUCUCUAACUGAAAUCUUCCCGAGCCAGGAUACAUUUUCUGCAAAAUAUAUAUAUUGUGUGUCUAAACUAUCUUGCAGUAGUAUGUAUCUGUUCUAUGAUAUGGACACUUCGUGUCCAAAGUUAAAGGAACACUAUAGGGUCAGGAACACAAACAUGUAUCACUAUCUAGCCCCCAUCAACUCUUCCUCCCCCUCCCUCCUAAAUACAGUGAAAUUGUUCCUGCCGGUGCUGGCUCCACUCCUGACCGCCUCCUUGGCUGACAUCAUCAGAAAUGAUGAUCUUAGCCAAUCACAAUGCUUUCCCAUGGGAAAGCAUUGGAUUGGCUGAGAUCGUCAAGAAGGCAGUCCAGGUGGUGGAGUCAAACACUGCCCUGAUCAAUCAGCAUCUCCUCAUAGAGAUGCAUUGAACAAAUGCAUCUCUAUGGGAAAUUCAGCUUCUGGUCACUGGAGAUGUCCCUAGGUUGUAAUGUAAGCCCUGCAUUUCUAUGAAAAGAUGGUGUUUACAACAAAAAGUUUGCAGGGGACUGUCUAUACUCACCAGAACAACUACAUUAAGCUGUAGUUGUUCUGGUGACUAGAGUGUCCCUUUUAAGAGUUUCUGGAAUCCUAUGUAAAUUUUAUUGGUCCCAUAUUAAUUGGUCCUGAGUUAAGACUCAUCUAACACCUUUAGCUAUUGUUAUUUUUAUAUUCUUAAAAGGACAUUCUAAACAACAUAACCACAGGGUUUGUUGCCUAGAGUGUCCACAUGCAGUCCACCGGUUUAAUGUCAAACCAUUUAGGACUAUUUUGGGGUUCUUCCCAGCACCUGGAGAUCACCCCUCAUUAACAUAAUUUAUAAUGGUGGAGUUACACGCACUCACUAUCAAUGCCAAUUUUUUUCUAAGGAUUUUCACAUUUUAGGCCAAAUAGGUGAGCGGGAGAUUUCUUUCCAGGUUUAUUUAUUUAUGUCAAAUUUCAAUUAACAGUUUAGUUAAGAAAACUUGGUCAUGAAACCGCUUAAAUAAAAGGGAGGAGCACAUGUUCCUAAUCCAAAUGGGGUUUCCUUAAAGCCCAACAUGUAAACACCAUACACUUUUUCUAGCAGACACAUCUGUUAUAUGUUGCAGAAGUAUUUUCUAAUGCUGCUCUUUGGAAUGGUUUGAGAAAUCUCCAAAAUGUCCUAUUUAAAGAAACACUCCAAGCACCAUAUCCAUUACAGCCUGUUGUAGUGUUUAUAGUGCCAUUCUGUCCUGGCACCCACUCAGAGUAAUUUUGUCAAAUUGUUUGAGAAUAGCUUGACAAUCUGACCUGACCCUAAUGAAUAAAUAUAUAAUAUAUAAUAUUACUAGACUCUCACGGCUGCAACCAGCUGAAGCUCUCAGCCUAUCACCAGUGCCCAAUGAAAAAGUUUCCGCAUUGGGGCUGGCGUAGGUAGAGAGGCUGAGCUAAUGGGCUCCGUCAAGAGGACUUUAGGGUUAAACCAUUCAAAAAUUGUUUAACCCAUUAGAUAACAUUUGGUACUCUUGACCUCCGGGCACCAUGAUGACUUCAUUGAAGAUGAAAUUGAUAAGGUGCACUGAAUAGUCCUUUAAUUCUUUGUAUAAUAAAUUGCAUCUGAGUGAUCUUUAAUGUUCUUUGAACACAGAGAUUUCAUUCCCCCCCCCACCUCCUUUGUGUUUUCUAUGGUACUGAUAGAUCCAGGAAGCAGCAACUUGUUUGAAAUGGAGGAACAGGAGGUGGAGACCCAGCAGGAUAACAUUCCACUACUUGAACAUUCGAGUUUGGACUGUCCAUCGUAUUCAAAUUCUGCCUCCUUUCCACCUUUGACUGAAAAUAAUAUAAAUUGCUCUUCCAUGUUCAGUGAUGUUUCUGCUUCUCCUUCUCUGGGAGAUUCUUUAAUGCAAGGUAUGUUGUCAAGUUAUCAAGUCAACAUGUUUCUUUAGAUUCCUAAAAACAAAAAACAAAAAAACCUUUUUCUUUAUCAGAGGGUAUAGACUGAGCAUGUGUAGCAACAUUAAGGCUAAAGUAAUGACUGUAGCCAAGUUAGAGAAUGCUUCCAGAUCAACAAUUGUGGCCUGCAUUUUCCAUCUGCCACUAUUCAGCGUUGUAGUGACUAAAUACCUAUAUUGGAAAUUAAGCAAAACUUAAUAUUUAAAAAGGCUAAGCAAAUAUUUAGGUCCAGAUUAUUGAAACAAAAUGUAUGUCUCCUUAUUGUUACUUUAAUCUUGAUCCUGACCCAUCCUUCAACCAUAUAAUAACUGUCUUAAUUGACAUAUAUUUGUACAGAAAAUAAACUUUCCUUGUAAGCAAGCACGCAUAGCAUACAAAACCAUUUUAAUGGCAUGGUUUACACUGAGACCUUGCGCAUAUUAACAUCUCCGGUUUAAUUAAUUGAAUUAGCUUACACAUAAUUUUCUAGGAAUGUCAAGCAAUUAUUUUAUUACAUCUGUUCUGCGGUGUUUGUCAUACAUAAUUUAGAAUGCUAUAUAUAUAAUAUAUAAUAUUUUAAAUGCAUUAACAAAUUAUGCAAGGAAGAGGCUCCACCAGUCAGUCUUUAAUUCUGUUUAUGGGGACUGAUUGAAUUUCAUAAACCCUGUCCACUAGUGAUUUAUGUGAUUUUACUCUGCCAUCAUCCAUAGUUCCACUGGUCAGAUCUGAUGAGUGGAAUCGCUGAACAAGCUGACAGCAGACACACUACAGCUGCUGUCAGUUUAUUAUGUGCAUAGGGUUCUCAUGAUCACAGUUACUACUUGUGCUCUGUGAGAGCCAAGAGGAGAGGUAGGAAAAAGGAGAUUUCAUACACAUGUUUGGAUGGGAAAGAAGGAGCUAAAUAUUCCUCAUUUGAUGUCAAUUACUGAAAAAAUGCUUAGUGUCACUAAUUAUAACCGUUUUAAUACGUAUCUGUUAUUGAUGUUGUUGCUAGAAAAUUAUUUAAACAUACCUAGAAAAUUCUUCUUUGCUCACAUUGACAGAGGAGGAACACACCGUGAACGCUUCAAAUUAAAAAAUGCCCUUGUGUGCCUUUUUUCUUGUGCCCUUGGUGGUCUUGCAGUAUUUUGCAGAUUGUCGAGCAGGACGUGUUCUUUCAGUGUGGCAUUUUGUCAUUCAUAAACCAAGCAUUGAAGGCUAGUGUUAUUAAAAUUAAACCCCUGAAGAUCUUGUUUUAAAUAAAAAUGUAAUUUCUUAACAUCUAUAAUGUUGGUUCUUAGUUUGCACAGGCUCAUCGAUUUUUCUGAUUUAGCAGAUGUUUCGUACCUAGCCUUUUAUAAUCGAAUAAGUCCAUAGUAAAGGAAAUCUCUUAACAUUUUUUGUCAUGGAAAAUAAAAUUAAAGGUAACCUUAAAAGGACACUAUAGUCACCAAAACAAUUUAGUUUAAUGAAGCCGUUUUGGUGACUAGAUCAUGCACCUGCAGUCUCACUGCUCAAUUCUCGACCAAUUAGGUCUUUCAUCACUUUGUUAAUGCAGCCCUAGGCACACCUCCCUGCAUGUGAAUUACACAGCCUUCCUAAACACUUCCUGUAAAUAGUCAUCUAAUGUUUACACUUCCUUGAUUGCAAAAUCUGUAUAAUUUAGAAUUUCUUAUUUUCUGCUCUGUUAAUAGCUUGCUAAAUCCUGCAGGAGCUUCCUGUGUGUGAUUUAAGGUUAAAUUUACAAAGCAGGAGAUAAAAUGUUUUACAAAAAAGGCUUCAUUGAGCUAAUGUUGUUUUCAUGACUACAGUGUCCCUUUAACUGUGUAUUAGUUUGUAAUUAAUGUUUCCUGUUUUGUGCAUAUUUUGCCUUACCCUCACUGUUUGGGGCAGUAAGAAGCAUCACUUAUCGAAGUCUAUGCAAACUUUGAAGCCAGGGACUACGUUUGACACUGUUGGCAGGGCCUGAAGCUCAAAGACACACUGGUUUCAUAUUGAUGAGUCUGAAUUCCUGUAAAUAGUCACUUAGUUUUCUGUAAAUAGUCCUAGUUUUUCCAAAACUAAAGAACAUACAUUCUUAUUGCUUAGGUCAAGGGACCAUACCCAAGAUUGAUCAGGUUGCCUUGUGCAUGUUAUUUGUCCAUAUUUGUUAAUGCAAUUAAAAAUAUUUAUUGCUCGCCAAAUAAAAUAAUCUACAUGCCACUCAUUGUAAAAAUAUUUAUUUAAUUUUGUAUUUAUUUUUUUAGUAGCCAGUUUUUACAUAUACAAGAGUAUCGACAUUCAGAAUUGUAUUUGUAAUGUUUUGCUUAUGUAAGAUGGUAAUGGCUUCUAAACCACAUAUUGUGUGUUUUGAUAAUAGACAAGAAAGCAUCAAGUAUGAAAUCUGUUGUGCGCCGUCACCAGAUUGGGCCCUGUUUGGAUCAUGCAUGUAUGUAAAAUUUUACUAUAAUUAAAAACUAUUUUGUUUAGGAGAGACAGGGCUUUAACCACUUCAGGACUAAUUACAUAUGAGGUAAAUCUGUUUAUAAUGGCAGCUGGUCCUUACAGGGUUAAAUGUAUGUAUUCUGUUUUUUUUUUUUAUGGCAUAUCUUCUUAUGAGACACAAUUCCUCCUCCUUCCUGUAAGCAGCCUAAUGUUAGUGCUGUUGCACACAGAUAUCCUUUAAUGGCUGUCUCAGCACUCUUCUCGCUACAGCUCAAUGUAUUGCAUGCGGUGCCUGGGGACCCCUGGUGCCAUCUCCUGGUUUAGUCAUACUGUUUUUGACUGCUUUGACACUUACCUGGGUUCCAUUGGCACUUGUGGUUUGGCCACUGAGUGCAUGAGCUUGUACGGAUAUAAGAGCUUAUAAGGGAAUAAGUUGUAACUAAUGAUAUUCAUUAUAAAAAAAAAAAAAAAAAGUGGCUGAUACACAUUUGACUGGCUAAAAGAGAUAACGUUUCUGUCUGAAAACUUGAGAAUGAAGAAGAACCCUGUUAAAUGAAAUAUUUGCUUGUGAUGGCCUUAUUAGGACCUGGUGGUGAUACAUUUUAUUCAACACGAGAAGAGAAAUCAGUCUUUCUCUUCCUAUACCAAGAUGGCUGGACUCAAAGUGGCUACAUUUGUGCAUCAUGGCAGCAAUGUGUUUGUCUAUUGAAAUGAAAAAUAUACACAAUGUUUCAUUCUUUCAUUAUUUGUGGAUGUUUCUGAUGGUGUUUUCACUCUCUUCAGAUAGCGCAUCUGAUAUUGGUGAUGAACCAGAGCAACACAAAGCUCAGGAACCAACCCCUGUAACUGAGAGCAUCUCACAGGAUGAAAUAAUUCAGGAAAAUACAAGUCCUGAGCCCAGCAGUGCUGCCAUGGAACUGGAAGAAGAGGACCUGGAGCCUGGUGAGGUUAAGAGUAAGCAAGCUGUUUCAAUCUUCCAAGAAGGAAAUGUUUUCUACUUUGUUGCAAAAUUGGAAAGCGCUUCAAACUGUGUUUUUUGCCUUCUUUUGGAACGACAGCAAAAAGAAAUGUCAGGCUGAGCUUGAUGAACACAUGUAACUGAUAAUAGUAACAAUGUAUUUCACAAGUUUGAAUGUGUGGGUUGAUAAACUUGUGAGUUGUUCUGUUUUGUCUUGUACCUCAGACACAACAUCUGAACACAAACAGCCCUGUUCUGCUUGUUCUUUAGAUAGCCUUGUAUGGGUUAAAAUUAGCCACUGAUGCACCUUAAAGGGACACUAUAGUCACCCAGACCACUUUAGCUCAAUCCCCAAAAAAGGCUGGAUUAACCCUCAAUGUAAACGUAGCAGUUUCUCUGAAACUGCUAUGUUUUCAGCUGCAGGGUUAAAACCAGGGGGACCUGGCACCCAGACCACUUUGUUGAGAUGAAGUGGUCCUUUAAGCUUGGAAAUAUUCUCCUUAGCAAUCUACAUUCCAAAGAACUGAAUUAACCUUUAUUCCAAAGUUCACUGGACCUACUUACUAUAUAUUAUAAACCAAGUGACUUGAAUCUUUCUGAAUGCAUAAACUAAUUAUGCAACGAAUGUCCACCUCAGCCAUCAUUCUUUACCUAGCUAAAAUGUAUCCAUUAAAACACUGAGCAAGUGUUCCUAUCGUCAUUUAACCCCUUAAGGACCGAGGACGGUUCAGGACAGUCAUCGGCAUUUUUCCAUUACCAACCGGUUCUGAACGGUCUUAUUUACUUACCCGAUCGUCGUCGUUCCCCCGGCGGCGAUCGGCGGUGCUCCCGGUGUGGGGAGACCUCCUGCAGCCCAGACAGUCUCUCCAUGGCGGAUUAGGACCCCUGGGGCCAUGUGAUCGCUCAACAGAGCGAUCACAUGGUCACAAUAGGUGUCAAAGUGUCUGCCUGCAGGGGGACUGUCUGUGCUGGCAGUCAGUCUCCCUGCAUCUGUAAAAUUAAAGUUAAUGUUAAAUUUAAAAAAAUUAUAUGUGUAUAUAAAUGAUAUAUAGACAUUUAUUAUAUCUAUAUGUCUAUUUCAUAUGAUGUCAUACUAAGUGUAUUUUUAUAUUAAUAUGUAAAUAUAUUAAUAUAAAAAUACUUAUAAUUAAAUUACACGUGUGUGUGUGUGUGUGUGUGUGUGUAUGUAUGUAUAUAUAUAUAUAUAUAUAUAUAUGUGUGUGUGUGUGUGUGUGUGUGUGUGUAUAUAUAUAUAUAUAUAUAAUAUUAUUAUAAAAUACAAAUAAGUGAUUUAAAUUAAAAAAUCUAAAGAUUUUAAAUAAAUUAUAUUUCUAUAUGAAAUUUUAUUCUAACUGUAUUUUAAAAUUAAUAUAUAUAUAUAAUAUCAAAAUACACUUAGAAUGAAAUUGUAUAUAUAAAUAAAAUAAUAUGAAAUAUACAAAAUUACAUAAAUAAUUAUAUAAAUAUACACGUAGACUUCAAAUAUAUAAUAUGCUUAUAUAUUUCAAUUCUACGUGCAUAUUUUUGUAAUAUUUUUACAUAAUUAAGAAAUUUUAUUGAUUGCAAUUUGAGGGACCUGCCUGGCAACCCAGGCAAAAAGUCCAGAGAAUUUAAUUUGCUAGCACUGUAUUUUACCUUGUAACAUUCUACGACACCUUAAAAAUUGUAAAUUUGGGUACUGUUUUACUCUGGAGACUUCGCUGAACACAAAUAUUAGUGAUUCAAAACAGUAAAACAUUUAUUUAUUUAUAUAUUUUAUUGAAUUCCUUUUUAAUUGGAUCUAAGUUUACACAAACUGAGCUAUAUUCAAUAACCUUCAUGAAAAAGCCAACAUAGUGUAUUUUUUUAAUUUAAAUUUUAUUUAUAACACACAUAUUCGUUCCAACUAUGCUAAAAAUGUUGGCAUUAGCAGCUGGUCUGACUGCCAACCUCUAAGGCAAGAUCAGAUUCACCCAACCUCCUUAUAACCAUUCUAAAGAAACAUUCUUAUAACCCAUCUAAAGGAAGAUUGAACCCCAUGGUUUCAUUUUAAAAUCUAAUUGAAGGUAACCAUACUAAACCUCCCUAUUAAUAUGCUUCAAGCAUAUCCUCUAAAUCAGUGGCUCCCAAACAAAACCCCAUGACUCAGUAACAGUCUGCUCGUCUGCAUCCCCAUUGAAAUAAAUCCUGGACUGCCGGUGGGCCACAAGGACCGUCCAGGAACCACUGCUGACUAGAUAAGCUCAACUUCUUAAGUACCCGAAAACUUUGAAAUAUCAAACAAUGAAAAUAAUUUAACUCUAUAUGGAUCUGCUUGACUUCUCUGUUUUUUUAACUUUAAAUAUAUAUUAAUAUGGCAGAACUUUUUAGAAUUUUUUUUUUUAAACUUUUUCUUUAAAAUGUAAUUUUACUUAUUUUAACCAUUUUUUGCUAAAACUUACUAAACCUUUCUACUUCCGCAAAUUUCUAUUCAUACUUAUUGCCUGAAGUACCUGCUCUGCCUUGCACCUACAUUUUUUUGGGACUUGCAUAUCAUCCAGAUGACAAUCAUUCCUGUCAUCCCAUUUUUCUUCUAUUCUCCAAAGGAUUUCUUCAGCCAAGCCCCUCAACUCUACCCUGACCUAUAACAGGUCCAAGGGGAGAAGGGCAUGCUUCUUUACACCUGUUCUUGUUUACUGGUCCUGUUCCUUUAAAUUCUGCAGCUUUUGUCUGCAUAGCUGUGUAUUUUUUCUUCUUUGCAUGAGGGCACUUCUUUACCUCCGAAGCCGUUAAUCGACCAGCCAGAAACUCCAGUCGUCUGGAACACUCCUCAGGGGAAGAUACUGCUACUGGAGUCUCUGUCAUGUUUGAAGUCUCUGGCAGCGAAUUUAACCCCCUUAAGGACACAUGACAUGUGUGACAUGUCAUGAUUCCAUUUUAUUCCAAAAGUUUGGUCCUUAAGGGAUUAAACAGGCUCUCCACCAGUGAUUCAAGUCUUUAAACGGACACUCCACUGCUGUCUGCUCUUCACACACAAAGCUUUUCAGCAAUCUAAAGUUGCUUAGGGGUGUGGAGUGACACUUUAACAUUAAUUCUACUUAAAAGCCAUGAAGUUUCAGAGAGUCUGUCCGCACUGUUCCUGGUUCAGUCCACUUUGACAGGAUUAAACUUGUGCUGCUUCCUUUUAUACUGUCCCAGUUUCUGCUUGCAACUUUCAACAAAUCCCAUGCCAGCUCCAGCCCCCAGAAACGGCUGUUUCAUCAAUUCUGCCCAGAUACCUGUUUAACUGACCAACUACCACAAGAUGUACAAUUCCUCACAUUCAAAUCCUAGACACAACAGAUUAACUCCUUCAUUGCCACCAUCCAUAUAUGGCACAGUGCUUAGUGACUGUGACUUUUUGUUUCUGAAUAUGUGACUUUGGAGACAAAUAUGUGAACCUGACUGCAAGCAGGACGACCUCAACUGUGGCAUGGCAGUUUAUUCAUCACUUCCACUGAUCUUACAUGAUGUGUAAAACUGUGGCUGAGGCACUUUAUUGGUGAAUUUCUUCGAGGAGUUGGUCUGCACCAAGACCAGCCUUGGCAAGUGUUUACAUUUUUGGGAAUUUUAAAGGCAAGGUGUACAAUGCAGGAAGUUUGCCUUUGUAGCCGGUGAUGAUAUUAUAAUUAUUAUAUUUUAUAUAGGGUUUACAUUUUCUACAGCUGUUUGCAAUUGUAGAAAGGAAAGAGAUGACCAUGUUCAAAUAAACACACAAUCUAUGACAAUUUGAUAUGGGCAGGUGUGUGUGUGUGUGUGUGUGUAUAUAUGUGUGUGUGUGUGUGUGUGUGUGUGUGUAUAUAUAUAUAUAUAUAUAUGUAUAUGUAUAUGUAUAUAUGUAUAUAUGUAUAUAUGUAUAUGUGUGUGUAUAUAUAUAUAUAUAUAUAUAUAUAUAUAUAUAUACACACACACGUAAGCCUAUCAAUGACUGCCAAUUGGCGAGUAAUAGAAUGUCUUAAUUGUAUGCACUAUGUUUGUUUUAGGUAAUGUUUCGCGUCGUAGGAUGGCUUCUGCAGAAGAGGUCCGGCUUCCCCUCCUGCAUGGGUAAGUCAUCUCAUUAACCUGUUUUGUGACUUUGUGCUCCUUAUAUUGAGUAACUUGCUAGUUUGAAAACACUUGUUUACAACUAAAAAAAUAAAUAAAUUAUCCCUAAAUUGUUACAGCCAACAUUACUGUAUUUUACUUUUGUAUUUCUUACUGAAGUACUCUAAUUUAAUUAAACCUAGUGUACAAUAAAGUAAGUUUAAACAUUAGGUCUCUCUUUGCAGGAAGUGUUUAGGCUGUGCAAGUCACAUGCAGGGAGUUGUGGCUAGGGAUGUAUAAACAAAAUGAUUUAACUUGCAAAUGACAGAGAAUUGAGUAGCGAAUCUGCAAGGACAUGAUCUACACACCAAAGCCACUUCAUUAAUCUUAAGUUAACUUGGUGCCUAUACCGGUGUGCUAUGCCGUCCUUGGGGACCCAGCUCUAAAUGCCUGCGGGCGGCAUAGCACGUCCACACUGUCCUGGCCACUUACCUGCUCGCCAGCAACCCUACGCCGGUGAUCGCAAUGGGGAGACUUACCUGGCAUCCGAGGAAUGAUCAGUAGUCCCCCUGCUGCCUGUAAAAAGUUAAAGAAAAGUUUAAAAAAAUGUAUACUUAGAUGCCUUUGAGACCGUAUGGUAGCCCAGGAAUGAGAAUUACCCAGAUGAUGACAUACUAUUUGCAAAAGUAGACAACCCAAGGUAUUGUGAAUGGGAUAUGUCCAGUCUUUUUUGUAGCCACUUAAUCACAAACACUGGCCAAAAUUGGCGUUCAAAUUAGUUUUUUGCAUUUUUCACGCACAAACAAAUAUUAACGCUAACUUUGGCAGUGUUUGUGACUAAGUGGCUACUGAAAAAGAAUGGACAUACCCCAUUUGCAAUACCUUGUGUUGUCUACUAUUGCAAAUGGUAUGCCAUCAUGAGGAUAAUUCUCAUUCCUGGCCUACCAUACAGUCUCAAAGGCAACGUAACCAAUCUGGCAAAUUUCAAUGUGAAAAAACUGAAAAAUUUAAAAUGAUAUAUUUGACCUUGUAACGUCCCAAAACACCAUAUAACCUGUACAUAGGGGGUACUGUUUUACACGUGAGACAUCACUGAAUAUAUAUGUGUAUUUUAUUGCAGUAAAAGCAAAACAGUAUUAUAACAUUCACAGUUAAAAUGUCAUGCAGAACUAAAAAAAAUAACACUUUUUAUUAAUAUUUUAUUCAUAUUAAAUUAUUUUUCAUACCUAAAUAUUUAAAGGUUAAAUGAAAGCCCUAUUUCUCCCAAAUAAAAUGAUAUAUAAUAAAUGUGGGUGCACUUAAAAUGUUAGCAGUGAAUUAGGGUUUAACAGACCUAUUGUCAAAUUCCAAGUUUUGUUUAGGUUUUAUUUUGAUAAAAACGUGUACAUUUGGCUCAGUCCUUAAGGUGUUAAAUAGCACAGUAAUGUUGAAUUCCUGAACUGCUCAUGCAAGGUACCAUUCAGUUACCAGUUGAAAAUGAUCAUGUUAACUCCAAGUAAAUAUACAAAACUGAUAUUUGGAGUGAAAAGUGUGCAUACUUUUCUUAAUACAGUUGGAAGAGAGAAGUUCGUAUAAAGAAAGGCAGCCAUCGUUGGCAAGGAGAGACUUGGUACUAUGCUCCUUGUGGGAAGCGGAUGAAGCAGUUCCCCGAAGUUAUUAAGGUAAUGUAACCUUCAUGCUUGAACUAUGGUAGAUGUCCAUUACAAAUGUUGAAUAGUAUCUAAUCUAAGGUGCAUCCUCACUUGGUCUUCAUUUCACUUGGUCAUACAAAAAAGGGUAUUUUUGUUUAGGGUUUAUUUUUUAAUAUCUGUUUAUACCUACAGCAGGGAUUUUCCUUGCAUAAUCCAUCUCGGACAAGCAGCAGUCCAAAACGUUUUAAAAAUAAGAUUAGUACCUCCAUAAACUCCUUUACAACCCAGACCAAAGCAUAGAACCCCAGUUUCCUGCUUGUCCCUCCAGGGAACAUGUCUUUGGUGGCAUUUGUCUCUUUUGCCAUGUUUCUUACCUGCACUAGAUGAGGCUGCAGUACAGGUGAGAUGCUUGCUGGAGAGCCAUCUCGGUUCUGGUCUAGUCGAUGCUGCAUAACCUCUUUGAGAAGCACCCCAGAAGUAAAGUAAAUGCAUGCAUUUCAUAGAUCCCAUUCUCACCCUGCCCCUUCUUCCAGAAACUUUUUACGAGAAUUAGCCAGCUAAAGGCUUUGGGGCUAUUCUACGUUCUGACGUGUGUUCCAUAGCCUAUAAACGUGCAUGUACAAAUGGAUCAGGGGUGUUCUUGCCGCCAAAACUUACAUUUAAAGUAUUGGAGAGCAUCUAGUCCAGCAGGUGUGGUUCUACUUGCAGCAGUGCCAUUACCUUUUCGCCCAGUGCACUGGAGAAGUGUCUUUAAGACCAAUGUUAAUUUUCUUUCUUUAUUUUUUUUUUUUUUUUAAAAGCUUUUUUGGGGGAUUCUCAGGCAAAGUUGUUUUGUUCACAGGAUGUGUGGAAUGGGUAAAUCAGUAUAAUAUUCAUCUUGAAUAAUAAGGUAAACAAUUGGGUAAUAUACAAAAUAAUUUAAGAAAAAAAAUAUAUAUAUAUUGCAACUUCUUAGACACUUCUAUUUUUAUUAUCUAGUAUCUCUCUAAGAACUCUGGUCCCAUUAUCCGAAGAGAACAUUUCAGUUUCAGUCCCAGAAUGCCUGUUGGAGACUUCUAUGAGGAACGGGACACAGCAGAAGUAAGUUUCUUCGUAAUUUUAAUGAAAAGAAUACUGUUAUGUUUGUAUGUAUUACCCGUUUAUCUGCUCUUCUCCUUUUUAGCACAGCCAUUGAUUAUUUAUGAUAAAUUCUCAAUACCUAAAUUGGUUAAUAAUUCCAAAAUGGUGUUUGAUCUUGUGGGAAUAGGAGUGAUCUCUCUUAUUUUUAAGUGGUCAGUUACUCUUUAUGUAGUCACUCUGUUGGGUGGACAACUGCAUUAUAUGUAAUAUUAAAAGUAUUGAUUUUUAUAUUUAUCUUUUAGUCAAAAAAAACAAAACCUGCUAACAGUGUAUUAUAUCCUCCUUACCGUUUCUUCAGAUACUGAGUAGAAGGGCUCUCUAAAUUUUUAGAAUUUUAACUUUGGGGGUUUUGUAUCUCCUUAGAAUAUGAAAAUGAUGUAUGUUCCUUGAAUGAACGUUCAAUGAAGUUAUUGGGCUUGAGGUCCCCAGGCACUGUCUUAACUUAUAGUGUGAAACCCUGUAACAUAAGACUGGGGACUCCAGCCUCCAUAAUAAUUUAAUUAAAAUUAAGUUGUUAUGGAUGAGGUGUGACCCCUCUAAAGAGGAACACAAGUGUUUCUAUUUUUUAUAUUUUUAUAGUGCAUUCAUCCUAUUAAACUUUUUUUUUUUUUUGUCAAGUAGCAAGUAGACCUUUAUGUAGAAUUUUAUAUUGAACUGCAUUGUAGGUACUGUCAUGAGAAAUGUCCAUUGCAUUGGAUUAACUCUCCUGGUGGAUCUUUUACAGAAGCCAUGUAUGAUAAUUGUACGUUUGGAGUUUUAAUUUUACUUUUUUUUUUUUUUAAAUUAUUAUUUUUUUUUUGUCCAGGAAAAAAUAAACUACAUUUAUUGGAAUAGUAUAUCGCUUCGGUUGUGUAGAUCUUUCAGAAGUCAACAAAAUGUACUACUUUUAUUGUUAAUUAUUCUUCUAUAUCUAUUUAUCUCAGAUUUCCUCUUUUCUGUUCUUCAUUGUUCUAGGGCAAACAGUGGGUAAUGCUUUGUUCUGAAGAAAUUCCCUCCAGGAUUUUGGCCAUCACAGGAAAAAGGGGACGUCCUCGCAAUAUGGAAAAAGCUAAACUAAGAGAAAAUAAGGUGAAAAGAGGAAGAGGACGGCCUCCCAAAGUAAAGAUGAUUGAUUUGCUAAGCAAGCCUGAUGCUAAACUCCUACGGAAGUUGGAAAAUCAAGGUAUGGACUACAACACUCUUUUUGUGAACACUACACUUGUUUGUUUUUACAUUUUGUGAUGAUUUACUUAUUCCCCCCAAAUUAAAGCCAGAACCAAAGGGGGGCUGUCCAUUGAUUUUUUUUUUUUUAAAGUUAUAUUUACCUUUUCCAUAUAUUGAAGGGGGGAAAAAAAAUGAGCUGUUAAAAAAACAAAUGUCAAAAGCGACACCUCUUUAUCCCACAGCUGUGAGUCCUCCAUCUUAUCUCCCUGUCAAACAUUGUUAUAAGCUUUGUCCUUUGCACCUGACAGUCUGCAUAGAGAAAGCAUUCAGAGAAGAGGAGAAAUGGAACAAUGUUCCAUCUAUAAUUGUGCCCUACCCUUGCCAUGUCUGAACUGGGAUAGUAUAUAUUUUUCUAAACCUUAAAGGGACACUAUAGUCACCAGAACAACUAUAGCUUAAUCUCAGUCAGUCGCUGCAGGCUUUUUGCAGUAAACACUGUCUUUUCAGAGAAAUGGCAGUCUUUACAUUACAGCCUAGGAACACCCCCAGUGGUUACUUCUCAGAUGGCUAUUAGAGGUACUUCCUGGGGCAGUGCUGCACAGUGUGCAGUAUUGACAUUCAGUGUCUCCACCCUCUGCAUGGAGAAACUGAACGUUCCUUAUAGAAAUGCAUUGAUUCAAUGCAUCUCUAUGAAGAGAUACUGGUUGGCCAAGGUGGCGUUUGUCUCCGCCCCCCCGCCCACCCCUCUUGACGGAGAUCGUCAGAAUUAAUUAUUCUCAUCGGAAAGUACUGUGAUUGGCAUUGUCCUAAUGUCAGCCAAGGAGGCAGAACCAGCACCAGCAGACUGAAAUAGAGUUAAGAUUUUGCUAUAUUUAUGGAGGCAAGGUGGGGUUUAGAUAGUGAUGAACCUUUAUAGUAUUCCUUUUUAAUAUAAAUUAUGAAGAGAACAGAAUAUUUCAUUAAAAAGUGGUUAAUACAAGUUGUAAAUGAAUUUCAAUGUUUAAUCCAAUGGUGUACAUUUUAGAAGAGUCACAGUUCCCCUUGGACAAGACCGUGCUUCCUUAUUUGGGUUUCUAACUAUGGAAAAUAAUUUUACAAGGACCAGUUUGCUUUCUCUUUGUUUUUAUGUACCCUCCCCUCCAACCCUCCUUUUUUCAUUUUCUAUCUGAUUCUUGAAAUAUUUCUGGUGGCAUACCCAAAGAAAGACCUACCAGUAACCUACCAGAGUAUGGUUCUCGCAACCUACACAGGCUGCAAUUCUUCCACCUACAUCUUUGUUUUUCACUGCUCCCUUUUUCCUGAGUUCUUACAAAAUAUUAUUCCUUCAUCUACCUCUGUUUACUACCACCAGCAGUGCAAUACUCCGUGUUGUUUGCGCUUUAUACACAUAUGGCUGUAAUAUUGGUCUUUCAUAAAUGUAUUUUUUCAUGUUUAAUUAGAAGUUGUAACUUGUCUCUUCGCAAUUACGCAGAUAUUCUCAGUGACGUAGAAAAAGUUCAGCUCAGCAAGUUAAAGAAGAAAAUGAGACGAAAGGUCUGUUUUUUUUUUUUGUUUUUGUUUUUUUUUUAAUUAAACGCUAUGCAUGAAAAUAAUUUUCCUAGCUUGUGUUAUAAACUCAUGGGGAGACGCAAUAAUAUUUUUUUUACUGAUUUAGCAUUUUGUUUCCCUUUAAGGCCAGAAAUCAAGAAGCUAAGCUUGAGGCUGCAAAGAGAUUGAAAGUAAGCACUUGCUAUAACUUUUCUACAAUGAAAUGUAUUCAUUGACGUGAGCAGGUUAGGCUCCUAGAUGCUGCAGUCAGAUAUACACACUCCUGCUUUGGAGACCAGCUUGCCCAUUCAUAAUACAUAUAAUCUAGUAAUGCACAACAAUGCUUCUUUGGCACUCUUAAGUUCAAAGCACCAAGAUUAUGCUUGAUAUAGUGCCUGCAUGUUCUAUUAUGUGGGCAAACACAUACACUUGAACCCCUUAAUGACCUAACUUCUGGAAUAAAAGGGAAUCAUGACAUGUCACACAUGUCGUGUGUCCUUAAAGGACCACUAUGGACACCCAGACCACUUCAGCUUAAUGAAGUGGUCCGUGUGCCUGGUCCAGCUAGGAUUAACCCUUUUUUUAUAAACAUAGCAGUUUCAGAGCAACUGCUAUGUUUACACUGAGGGUUAAUCCAGCCUCUAAAGCCUCUAGUGGCUGUCUCAUUGACAGCCGCUAGAGGCGCUUGCGUGCUUCUCACUGUGAAAAUCACAGUGAGAAGACGCGAGCGUCCAUAGGAAAGCAUUGUAAAUGCUUUCCUAUGAACUGGCUGAAUGCGCAUUUAGCCGAUGACGUCGCUAGGAAGAAGGAGAGGAGGAGGAAAGCUCCCCGUCCGGCACUGGAGAAAGGUAAGAUUUUAACCCCUUCCUCUCCCCAGAGCCUGGCGGGAGGGGGACCCUGAGUGUUUUCCUGGCACUAUAGUGGUCCUUUAAGGGGUUAAAGUGAUCUGACUUCAUUUGGGGCAUAACACAGCAUGGUUGGUUUUCUCUGAGCAUGCUUCAUUUCAGUAGUGUUAUUGUAGGUUAUUUGGAGGUUAGUCAAUGUUUUGAGCUAUGGUUUUUGAACUGUAGCUUUUUGAAAUAUAUUUUCUAUUUAGUAAGUUAUAAUUGAUCUGUAGUCCUAUCUGAGCCAUGCUAAACCAUUUAUUUAACACCUACUUAGCAUCUUGGCACCUACUAUCCCUUUGGCCACAAUUAAAUGUGGAUGUCAUACUAUGUGUUAGGUCAUGGCUAAAUGAUUGAUGGUAAAUGGUGAUUUGAUGCUUUAAUUACACAUUCUAUUUUUAUUUAUUUUGAAUGGAAAGGAACAGAGAGACAAAGAAGAAAAGGAAAAACAGCAAAAAGCUAAGGAGGAGGCACAAGAGCAAGUAAAAAAGAAAGUGAGGAGAAAAACUAAAGAAAAACCACCUCCUCCUAUACAUAAACCCGAUAGAAAACAGCUUGCUCAACAGCGCCGGCAGGAGCAACGCAAGCGGCAGCAGUUUAUGCUGGAAGAACUGAAGAAACCCACAGAAGACAUGUGCUUGUCUGAUCAUCAGGUGAGAAUGUGGGCGGGGAUAUUUGCUUCAUUGUGGGACAAAAUGGAAUGCUGACUGGUUGUGUAGAAGGCUAUUUGUCUGCAGCUAGGAUUACUGAGCCAAUUACUGUUCUUGUAGGAAAGUGUAUGAACAAAUUACAAAGAGAUCAUGAGAAACUUUAACCUGUGCCAGUGUCUGACUUGGUAUCAGAUAGUAACAAUGAAAACUGCUCUGUAGCCAGAAAUUUUGGGGGGGGAAUUCAUAAAGGUAGAAUUGUUCUAAAAUGCUCAUAAACACUACGUUGUAAUUUCAUUGCAGUCAAGAGAUAUCAUAAGACGCAGUAGGGACUACUUUUGUCUUAUGGUAAAUCUCUACCUUGACAAAAGGGGACCAAAUUCCUACUGAAAGGGGCUCAUGAUUCACCUGUGGGCCAACAUAAAUCUGGUUCUGAGCAAGACAGAUUGCGUUGAGCUAUGACAGGCAGCUAGCUGGGAUAAGAAAAGAGUUCACAUGGACAGAUCUAAUUUAACACUUAAAGGAUCACUAUAGUGUCAGGAAAACCAAGCUGUUUUCCUGACACUAUAGUGCCCUUAGGGUGCCCCCACCCUCAGGGUCCCCCUCCCGCUGUGCUGAAGGGGUUAAAACUCCUUCAGCAGCUUACCGUUUUCCAGCACCAGGCUCCCUCGGCGUUGGUGACCUCUCCUCCCCCGCCGACGUCGGCGGAGCCGCAAGGGCCGCGCGCGCAUUCAAGCUGUCAAUAGGAAAGCAUUUUCCAAUGCUUUGCUAUGGACGCAUCUGCAUGAUGGAGGCAUAAUAUGCCUCCAGCGUUGCAGAUGCGCCUCUAGUGGCUGUCCGGAAGACAGCCGCUAGAGGCUGGCUUAACCCUGCAAUGUAAACAUAGCAGUUUCUCUGAAACUACUAUGCUGGCAUCUGCAGGGUUAAAACCUAAGGGACCUGGCACCCAGACCACUUAAUUGAGCUGAAGUGGUCUGGGCGACUAUAGUGUCCCUUUAAUUUUGUUGUCUAUCUUGUGUGAAGAUAAUUUGUUUUAAACAUCUUUAAGUUAUUCACUUCACACUUAUACACUUCCUUGCACACCUUCGUAUAUACUUAUAAAUGCCUGUUGGGUAUUAUCACUUAAUAUUUAGUAACAAGCAUAUUUGUCAUAAACGCCAUGCCUACAAGCUCCAUGUUUUCUUUUGCUCCAGCUGAAUGACCACAACCACCAUCAGGUUUUGUCACUUCCAUCUGCCGUAACUAGUGGCAUCUGUACGAUUUAAGGCAUUAUUUAGCAUAUUUCAAAAUCUGGUCGUCCACCCUCCCCCAGAUAGAGAUUUUUUAUUUUUUUUUCUUGGUGUAUUAUUGUGAAUUGGGUUGAAAAAAUUAUUGUUCUUUUCAGCCGUUACCAGAUUUUCCACGUGUGCCAGGAGUGGUGCUGCCCAGUCGUGCCUUCUCGGAUUGCUUAACCACUGUGGAAUUCUUACAAACCUACGCCAAAGUGCUUGGCUUCGAUGGAAACAAGGAUGUGCCAAGCUUGUGCACCCUGCAAAAUGGCCUAUUUAAUGUGGGUGACAGUGUAGGAGAGGUUCAAGAUCUGUUGGUUAAACUCUUGCAAACGGCAAUGAUCGAUCCUGGGCUACCUCAUUAUUGGCAGGUAUGUUAUCAAGUUGUUGUUUUUGCCGAAGAGUGAUAUUUUCAGGAUUGUUCAUUUAACUUGGAAUAGCUGGAAAUUUACCAAAUAAUUUCACAUUUUAGUUCAACUUCUCCGUGUUAAAUCAUUCCAGAUGUUGUAAAUAAACCUUGCUUAAGCAAGCUUGUGGGUCUAGUUCUUUAAAAUUUUAUUUAUUUAUUUUUUGAGUUGAUGUCUUUUGUAUGGUCCUAUAAAAUAUGGAAUCUAACUUUUUUUUAUUUUUAUUUUUAUUCAGUCUAUCAAGAUUUUAGGUGAGAGGAUUUCUGAGAUAUCUCUAAACCGAGACAAUGUGUCAGAGAUUCUGCGGCUAUUCUUGGAGGCAUAUGGUGGGGACUUUGCAGUGUGUGACAGUCUUCGCACUCAUCCAUUCCAGGCACUCCCGCCUCACACCAAAGCUGUAGUGCUUGCCUUUCUUGUGAAUGAACUGAAUGGCAGUAACUGUAUUAUUACGUAAGUUUGUGACCAAUGACAGCAUGCAAGUCAUGAUGCAAAGAGAUUAAGGAAAGCUUAAAAAUCCACUGUUUGUGUGUGUUUGUGUUUUUACUCAAAAGCAACAUUGUUUCUCCCACAACGCCACUUUUUUAAAGGCAUAAUUAAAGUGCAAAAAGACACAAUACAAGCUCUCAAAUCUAUUUUAUUUGUCCAUCAACUAUAGUCUGUUAAAAGUUUAUCUGUGGUCUGAAAAUGUUUCCUAAUGGAUGAAAGUUCUGCAGUGUUGCAAUAAUAAUGAGUGUGUUAAGAUGUUUCUUCGUAUCCCCAUGGAUUCCUCUGAUUGCCUACCUUGUUUUAUGCAGUGACAUUGACAAAACACUGGAGAACAUUUCUAAUUACCGAAAAAACAAGUGGAUUAUUGAAGGCAAACUCCGCAGGUAAGUUCUUUCUCUUUACUGGUAAAAUCAGAUUAUUGCUGUUAGAAUUUCAACAAAUGCAGUUCUUCAGUACUGAUCUUGCCAUCAUCUCAGCAGGAAAAAAAAAUGAAAUGUUGCCAAUGUAGUUGGACUUCUACUACUUUAUUUAUAUUAUACAGGGAGUGCAGAAUUAUUAGGCAAAUUAGUAUUUUGACUACAUCAUCCUCUUUAUGCAUGUUGUCUUACUCCAAGCUGUAUAGGCUCGAAAGCCUACUACCAAUUAAGCAUAUUAGGUGAUGUGCAUCUCUGUAAUGAGAAGGGGUGUGGUCUAAUGACAUCAACACCCUAUAUCAGGUGUGCAUAAUUAUUAGGCAACUUCCUUUCCUUUGGCAAAAUGGGUCAAAAGAAGGACUUGACAGGCUCAGAAAAGUCAAAAAUAGUGAGAUAUCUUGCAGAGGGAUGCAGCACUCUUAAAAUUGCAAAGCUUCUGAAGCGUGAUCAUCGAACAAUCAAGCGUUUCAUUCAAAAUAGUCAACAGGGUCGCAAGAAGCGUGUGGAAAAACCAAGGCGCAAAAUAACUGCCCAUGAACUGAGAAAAGUCAAGCGUGCAGCUGCCACGAUGCCACUUGCCACCAGUUUGGCCAUAUUUCAGAGCUGCAACAUCACUGGAGUGCCCAAAAGCACAAGGUGUGCAAUACUCAGAGACAUGGCCAAGGUAAGAAAAGCUGAAAGACGACCACCACUGAACAAGACACACAAGCUGAAACGUCAAGACUGGGCCAAGAAAUAUCUCAAGACUGAUUUUUCUAAGGUUUUAUGGACUGAUGAAAUGAGAGUGAGUCUUGAUGGGCCAGAUGGAUGGGCCCGUGGCUGGAUUGGUAAAGGGCAGAGAGCUCCAGUCCGACUCAGACACCAGCAAGGUGGAGGUGGAGUACUGGUUUGGGCUGGUAUCAUCAAAGAUGAGCUUGUGGGGCCUUUUCGGGUUGAGGAUGGAGUCAAGCUCAACUCCCAGUCCUACUGCCAGUUCCUGGAAGACACCUUCUUCAAGCAGUGGUACAGGAAGAAGUCUGCAUCCUUCAAGAAAAACAUGAUUUUCAUGCAGGACAAUGCUCCAUCACACGCGUCCAAGUACUCCACAGCGUGGCUGGCAAGAAAGGGUAUAAAAGAAGAAAAUCUAAUGACAUGGCCUCCUUGUUCACCUGAUCUGAACCCCAUUGAGAACCUGUGGUCCAUCAUCAAAUGUGAGAUUUACAAGGAGGGAAAACAGUACACCUCUCUGAACAGUGUCUGGGAGGCUGUGGUUGCUGCUGCACGCAAUGUUGAUGGUGAACAGAUCAAAACACUGACAGAAUCCAUGGAUGGCAGGCUUUUGAGUGUCCUUGCAAAGAAAGGUGGCUAUAUUGGUCACUGAUUUGUUUUUGUUUUGUUUUUGAAUGUCAGAAAUGUAUAUUUGUGAAUGUUGAGAUGUUAUAUUGGUUUCACUGGUAAUAAUAAAUAAUUGAAAUGGGUAUAUAUUUGUUUUUUGUUAAGUUGCCUAAUAAUUAUGCACAGUAAUAGUCACCUGCACACACAGAUAUCCCCCUAACAUAGCUAAAACUAAAAACAAACUAAAAACUACUUCCAAAAAUAUUCAGCUUUGAUAUUAAUGAGUUUUUUGGGUUCAUUGAGAACAUGGUUGUUGUUCAAUAAUAAAAUUAAUCCUCAAAAAUACAACUUGCCUAAUAAUUCUGCACUCCCUGUAUAUUGUAAUAUUUUCAUAGAAUAAUUAUGGAAUUAAGUCACCAUGUGGUAGCUUACAACAAAGUUUGCGGGAAAAACAAACUCAAACUUAAGAAAAAAAACUUGCCUGCCCUAAAGCAGUAUAUAUGAGUGAUAAAUGGCAUCAAGGAGUGAGAGGGGAAGUAAGAUGAUGCAACACUGGCUUACAAAAAGACUUUCUGACUCUUUAGAAGAUCUGGAGCUUAUGGUGCAAAAAUAACAAAACUUUAUUUUGUUUAUUAUUUGUAACGUCAGGCAGGCUUUAAUAAGGGGGUGAUUGGGACCGCAGUAGACCAGGUAAUUUUCCAUGAAAUAAAGAUUUAAUUCAUGGUUGUAUAGGUAAUCGUUAACACAAUUCCUCUUCCUUUAUGGCAAAAUAACUAAAAGUAAAAAUGUCUGGUUUAUCAUGUAGUGAAACUUUUAAUUCUGGCCUAUUACUAGAAUACUGUUCUUUUGAACACAAUGUUUGUUAUAAUUACAGAUUGAAGUUUGCACUGGGUAAGCGAGCAUCCAGACCUGCGCCUCCGGUUACCACGGUAGUAGAAAGUCGCAGGAGGAGCAGCACUCGAGUAGCUACUGAGAAUGAUGCUUUAGAGGAGGAUGAUCUCUUGCAGCAAUCCUAUAUGGGUGAAGAAAGUGAAGAGGUAAUUUAAGACUUGGUUUUUAAUGAGCAGUCUCUUUUUUUUUUUUUUUUAUUGGUUUUUAUAUAACAUAGUAGAUGUAUUGAUUAUUUUAUGCUCUUUGUUUUGCAGAAAGAAUCAUUAACUGCGAACCUUGUGGAUCUGGAAAGACAGAUCGAUAAGCUCACAAAGGUACCAUUUUUGUUUUUAAUGGGGAACUAAUGUUUUACUGUAUUGUUUUCUUGAAUCUUUUCGAAAUUAAAAUGAAUAUGCUUAGCGAAAGUUAUUAAUUAGGCUUAGGGGGAUUCUUAAAUUAUUGGAAACUUAAGUUGAAGGUUCUUAAGCUUUAGACAUAAGAAGUUUGUAACUUUAGCUUAUUUCCCCUGUAUUCUGAAUGCAAUUUUCUGUCGCACACUCUCUGAUCUUGUUGUUUUCUGCUGCAGCGGCAGGUAUUUUUUAGGAAGAAAAUACUUGCUUCCUCACAGAGGCUCCGUUGUGUGUCUCUUGGGCAAGACCGGUACCGCAGGUUCUACUGGAUGCUGCCUCACUUGGGUGGUAUCUUUGUGGAAGGGUGUGAGGAAAUUACUGGUAAGUUCUUGGUUAACCACUUAUUAAAAUUUAUAUGAAAAAAAUAUAAAGUUAAAAAGGAAAGCAGGCAGUCAUAGUAAAAUGUUAUAGCAAUGUAUACUGCUUCUGUGGAUUUAUUUUCUUUUUUUCUCUCUAAUAGUUAGGUGUGUAGUGAUUUUUACGGUGAGCUUUUAAGAAGUGCUGUAACAGUAGUUUAUACGGAUAUGUACUCUGCCUUCUAAAAUGUAUUUGUUCAAAGCAUCUGUGCAUUUAUAACAUAUUUAGGUAGUUGGCCACUAGCCCUUCAAUUUAUUUUGAUUCCCUCUCCAAAGCUGAAUAUCCUGUGUAAUCACAGAAGGCUUUACAGUUUGCUUGUGUUUUUUUUUAUAUCUUUAGUGUCAGGUCAAAGUUCAUGUAACACUCGUGCACAAGUAUAUCAUCCCAACAACACAAUUUUGUCAUUAUAACAAAUACAAAUUUAAAAGAAGGAAUACAAAGGAAAUGUGGAAAGUCAAAAAAUCUGUGGGGGAAGGGGAAAGCCACUGCUAGAGUUUUCCCUUAUCAAUAAUAGUCCAAACAUUUUUGAGCCAGAGUGCCCAAACUACAAUACAACCAAACUUUUUUUUAUUUUUUUUUCCCUCCAAGUGCCAACACUGCAAUUAAACCUGAAUACUAAGGUUUAAGUUUAGAAAAAACAACUCCGUUGUCUGAACUAGCGGUGUAGUGUAUACAUGGGGUGCAGUGGAAACCUUGUGUGUAUGGGGCCAGUGUGUGUAUGAGGGUUUAGUGGGGGCAGUGUUUGUAUAGGAGUGCAGUGGGAACCACUGUAUGUAAGGGGGUGUGGGGGCAGUGUGUGUUAUGUUUUUAUUUAUUUUUUUAGUAAAACAAUAUGCUUUAACCCAGGAGCUACAGGCUAGAAUUCACUCCCCACUAGAACCACCACCGUAUCUUCACCGGACCAACAGGGCAUCACAAUCGAUAUCCCCCCUCCUUGGGCAAAGGUAAGAAGGGAGGGGGGAUAUCGAUUGUGAUGCCCUGCUGGUCCGGUGGAGAAUCCAUGGCGGUUCUAUUGGGAGUGAAUUCUAGCCUGCAGCUCCUGGGCUAGAGUUAAUUCUUGCGAGAACGGAGCGUUCCUGUGGUAAUUGCGGCAGCGCUCCAUGCUCAGAAACGAGACCCAGCGGAGCUGCAAGCUAGAGCUCCCUGGUCUCCUCUCCCUCCCCUGCUGGCAAUGUGCCUGUGGACAGAUAAGGGAGAUCUCUGAUCUCCGGUCCGCGAAGGCACCCAGCAAGGCCGGCGCUUGGAUAGCACCGGCCCUGCAGGAGAGAGCACCGCACCCCCUCCCCUCGCCCCUGGUGACCUAUGGCUGCGUGCCCACAGAGGGCUCAGCGUGCCCACAGAGGGUUCAGCGUGCCAUAGGUUCACCAAUGCUGGUCUAAGGAAUUCUUUACAUAGUCUACGUAUUCUACCUGUACAAGUCCUAUCUAUGGUAUGAUGAAAACAAAGUGUUCUUGACAAAAGCAAUCAGGUGAUCCACUAAUUAGUUUAUUUUUUUAUUUUAUUUAUUUUUCGGUAUAAAAUUAUAACUUCCUUAACGGAUGGGGAAGAAGUCCAACAGCCAGUGUCUGGGUAUGGCUCUGUGGGCGGCUAGUGUGAUGUAGUGUUUUUGGGAGUGAGUGGGGAGAUGCAAGAGAAGAGGCCACACAUCAAAAUAAAAAAGACCACUGUAAGACUGCAACACUUACAAUCUCUGUUCAGAAAAUGUAGAUUUGAGGGCAGAACCACAACAUAUGAAUAUAGGAGUCUGUAAUCCCACAAUUUCUCCAGCAAAGAUGAUUAUUAGCUGGUUACUUACCUAAAUAAUUUUAUGGGAGUGAUGUACUGUCUAAACAGUAAUAUAAUUAUUUAUUUAUGUUUGUUUAUAUAUUUUUAUUUUUUUUGUACCAUUUUUGCAAGGGGACAUAGACUGAAACCCUAAAUGUAUCCUCCCAGGUUUCUUCCUCUCUAAUCUCACCCAGGUCCAACUCUUCUUGAGGCACGUAUGUUAAAUCACCCGAGGCCUUCAAGCAGCUCUGCCACGUGUCUCCCAUUCCAAAAAAAUAAUUUUGUAAAUAUGACAUCUUUAUGAAAUACAGUCAAGAGAUAUAAUUUGAUAAAGUAAAGACUGCUUUGUCUUCUAUACUCUCCCGUCAAAUGACAGGUUUAAGGAAAAAGUCAUUGUCUGUGGUGGCUCCUGUCGUAAUGUGCAAGAGUACAGUACUGACACGGGCUUCUGGCAGAUAAAGCACCAGUAUCUGAAAACAUCCCCUGGAUGUGCUUGGCGCAAGCCACAAGUGACCGCUUCAGAUAAGAAAAACCCUGCCUUCUUUUGUUAUGAUUCCACAGAAAAGAUAAUGUCUGUUUUUGUACUUAACUAUUCCCGAUUGCCUGUUUCAAUGGCACACAAACCUACUGAUUGAGAUCCAAUGUAUGUUUUGCAUUUAUAUUUGUCUGACACUCUCAAUAACAAAUGCAUUAAAUAUAUAUAUAUUUUUAAAAAUCUCUGCCUUCUCUUGUGGCAAUGUCACCAAUGGGGACCUUUGCAAUUUAUGUAAAGACCCCAGAACUUGGAGAGAGAGAGUUUUAACACUUUCUGAACAAUAAACGGCUCAUUCACAUAGUUUCCCUACUUUGAGCUGUUUAAAGUUAGAUAAAGCAAAAUCCCAAAUAUUCAUGUUAACAAAUUAAACUCCAGUAAAGAGUCAGAAGACUUAAUGUCUUUGAAGGUGAACGGUUUUUGACAGUUUUAAUUUUAUUUCAUUCAUUUAUUUUUUACAAACCUCCUUUUAUUUUUAUUUUUUCAUUGUACAUUUAUGGCUGAUCUGCAACUUUUAAAAAAGCUGUACAUUGCAAUAGCUUCUCAAAGAUGUUGCUUUGCUAAUGUGGGAUGGAUAGUUUUAGUGGCCAAAUGUUGAACGUUUAUUACAAUCUGUGUCACUAUGGUGCUAAUGGUGGUCAUACUGUGAGAGCAGGUUCUGUGUUACCCACUCAAGUAUUGCAGUAAUAGACUUCUUUGAGUGUUUAUUUUAAAUAUUUCUGACAUAGUGCGUUGGAUCUCCCUACAGAAAAGCUAAUGUUAGACAAUGUAAUUUGUUUAUCUUACCUGAGGAUAUACUUGGUCCUGGAGUAUGUUUCUCAGUAAAUAUUAUCCUCCACUCCUCCCCACCAACUGCAGGGGAGAUGGACAAACCAGAUUUGCUUAUUACUCUAUGUAGGUGAACUGGUCUCAUUUUAUCUAACUUGAGGUAAUACUGGAGUCUGGAUGUUUCUCCAUGAAUAGCUAAAUCUUGUUUAACUAUUCUAGUGGUGUAAUGGGAGCCAAAACUGACUUAAUCCAACAGUAAGAGGUUCAUACAGUUUGUGCCUAAAAUACUCAGGCUUGUAUUCAGUACGAGUUCUGACUUUCUGAAUUCCAGCGAUUUCACAAUGUGGUCAGAGCACAUCAAACAAUCUGAGAUUUCUCUUUGCAGGUAAAACUCUAAAUUCCUACCCCUCUGCUCUAUGUCUCCGUUGUGAGGAUGGUUCUGGUGACAUAAAUAAUAGUUUAAAAUUUACCUACACUUCAGUUCUAAUAAAUGCAAUAUAAUUUUGAAAAUUUACCAACAUUUUCUUUGUGUGUAUGGUUUUAUUUUUAUUUUCUUUUUUUUUUUUCUUUUUUUUUUUUUUUAGGGGAGGCUCCAGAACCUGAAAGGACUGAAGAGACCCCAGUUCCUAUACAGUUUGAAGCUUCAGAAGUGACUGAGGAAAAAUCUUUCAACUCUGCUACUCGCUCCCGAGGUCGUCCACGGAAACCCAAGACUGAAUCUGAGUAUCCAUGCAAGUCAUGUCAGUGUAGAGGAUCGUCAAAUGGCAUUCUAGAACCAAAAUUACCCCUUGCUUUAGUUACUGAGAACAAGCAAAACCAAAACCAGUCAGCGUUUAAUUCCUGGCUGGCUAGGAAUCAAACCUCUAUAAUAGAUAGCACUGUUCUAACCCCUGAGAGUAGUCCUUCUUAUAGUGACACUGCUGCAACUGUCCCCGGUGCACCCCAUGCUGGAGAUAAGAAUGCAACAGUGAAGCAAAAUCAGUGGGUUCACCUACCUUCAAGGACUCCUUUCAUUGACACUUCCCAUGAUCCUUCGCCUCAGCCAAAUGAACAUUUACCCCUACAAUACCAUGCUGCAAUUCCUUCUCUCACACAGGUGAGCAAUUUUUUUAAAUGUAUUUUUUCUGUUGUCUCCCCCAUCGCCCUUUAUACUAUAAUUUGCUGUAAUUUUUAUAAGAUGCUGUUAUGUUAUUGUUUCAUUUACAGGCAGUUGCUUUCAUGUGGUAAUCAACCUUUACCAUUGUUUACGAUUGUUCUUUAAUUUUGAUUUUUAUAGUUUGUGGGGUUUUAUUUGUUUUUAUCAGGCUUAUGCCAUGCUGAAUAGUAGCCUUUUCUCUUUUUACAGGUAAAUGGCUUAAAAGAGGAGAAGGAAGAACCUUUAGACAGCACAUUGUUGCUUCCAACUCCUAUCCCCUGCUGUACAUGUAGUAAUCUUCAAAGAAAUGAGAAAGCAUUAAUCUCCAGUCGAGAGAGGCGCAGGGGACGCCCACCCAGCAAUUUCUUCAAACAGAUCGAGCAGAAAUACCACAACCAACUCAUAGAGAGGCCUAUUCCGUCUGGUGUGUUUUGGAAUCAAAAUGGUCUUUAAUCUGUUUGGUGAAUCGAAUAUGUAAAGCUGUUGGUACUACAUCUAUUUUUAUAGUUUAGUUUAUUGCUUAAACAUAUAAAAUAAAUAUAUAUUUAACUAUAUCAUAACCUAGCAAGUUGGAGUUCCUUCAGUUGAAAGAGUGAGGAAUCUGCUUCUCCACACACCCACAUUUAGCAUAAAGUGACUGAAAUGAUGUGUUAACGAUGUGUGACAGAGUAGUUCCUAUUGGUAUAACUGCUGAAGAAUCCAUAUUAUCCUAACAGUUUUUAUAUCUAUAGGCAUUAUCUAGUUUUUUUUUUUUAUUUACUUUUAGAUACUACACGAACAUCUAUUUGCUAAGCAUGUGUUGUAUUUUUGUUGUAUGCAGACAUGAGACAAAUGUGGUGGUGGAUAAAGGACCCAGUGAUGCUGGAAUCUCUUGUAAAAGCUCUGCACCCAAGGGGCAUACGAGAAAAAGUUUUGCUGAAACAUAUCACAAAACAUUUAGAGCACCUCAAAGAACUCUGCGCUCGGCCAGCAAUUGGUGAGAUAAGUUUUGCAAUAUGCUUAAUCAAUAUUCUUUUGAUUAUCAUGAGCAAUGUCCUAAUCAUUAUUCUACUAUAUCUAGAUUCCCUCUUUAGCUUCGUGCCAACAGAGGGACAUCCUGUGAGCCAGGAGACACUAGACAAGUGGUCAAUGGCAGAUUGGACUUUCCAAGUGGACCUGUCAAUCCUGCAGUGGGUGGAGGAUUUGGAACAAAGAGUUUUGAGCUUCGAUCUUCAGCUAAGGGUUAGUCCAACUUCAGUUUUGUGAUUUCAUUGCAGUAAAAAUAAAGACAAUUUUAUAGGAUCUGAGAAUACACAAGUUAGAAAAACUUGCUGAAUCCUAUGUAAACUCCAGGCGUAUUGGAGUGCACUCCUUAAUAUUUUAUGAAAGCUGAUGCAUAAAGAUAAUGGGAUAUUUUUUCCUUUUUUUUUUGCUCUGUAGAACUAUACUAGAAUAUAGAAAUACAGAAGGCCUUAGUAAAGCUAUGUCAAAAGUGUAACAAGCCACAAUGAGGUAGUUACUUUAUUGGCUAAUGUGUCUGAAGAAAUGUAUACUUGACAAUGCCCUUAAUUUUCUUUUAUGACUGUUCUCCGUCACAGGGCUGGACACCUACAAGUUUAGACUCUGUUCGAAGUGAUCUCAAGUAUUUUGAGCACCACCUAGAGGCAACUGAUGAUAUUACGGUGAAAGUAAAAAAAGAGGAAGGACUAUAUAGAGAGCCGUCUAACCCACUGGAUCUUGCAGUACUCAGACUUUUGGACCUUGAGCAAAAUGUAGAGAGAAGAUACCUGAAGGAACCACUGUGGGUGCUGAGCGAAGUGCAGCAUGAAAUGUUGGUGUUCACUGACCCAGAGAAUCCACUCUCCACCACUGAGAUGUAAGGGCUUGUUGUGUACUGAUCAAUCACCAAUUUGUGGCUCACUUAUUUUCCGUCUUCAGAAAACCGUUUAUUAUAUAUUCCUUUCCCCCUUGGUUUUUCACAGUCAAUACAGCAUUACAUCUCGCUUAAGGUUGUGGCGCCAGACGCUUGACAGAUGUCGAAGUGCUGCCCAGGUGUCCCUCUGUCUACAACAACUGGAGAAAUCUUUAGCCUGGGAGAGGUCGGUUAUUAAAGUGGUAAGUGACAGUGCUUCUAAUGACUGUAAGAUAACCCAAUGCUUUUUCCAAGCACUGUUAGUGUGUGUAUCUGUUUGUAUUUUUUCUCCUUUCUUUUUUUCCUUCUCCAUCUACAAGUUCAAUAUGUGUAAUGACUUGUAUUCAUAAAAUGAUGAAUGACUUUACAAUCCUGUUUUGUUUGUUACAGAUUUGCUUAGUUUGUCGGAAAGGUGACAAUGAUGAGUGUCUGUUGUUGUGUGAUAGUUGCGAUCGUGGCUGUCAUACAUAUUGUCACCGUCCACGGAUGGCAGAGAUUCCAGAAGGCGAUUGGUUCUGUCCUACCUGCAUAGCAUUGGUAAGCACAAAUGCAGUUGCAUUCAAUUCAUGUAAGCACAGUAUAAUUCUUUCUUUUUUUUUCUUUUUUAUAUUAAAUUGUUUUCUUUAUAUAACAUGUACAAAUUACAUACAAUUCAGUUCAUUUAAAUUAGAUUAUGUCUAAAAGUUAAACAUCUAUCAGACAUAUAAAUACAAACAUUUGUCAAACAACAUAUCGCAUUGAGUGUGUCUCACAGGGGAUCGGCGGGUUCAAAUUGCUAUUAUCCUUUACUCUAUCUAAAUGAUAUCAAUUUCUUGUGAUAUUCAGUGAUAUUAAUUUCUUAAUCAGAUCUUUCUUCUCUACAUUGUGUUGUUCAUUAAUUGCCAGCUCCAUUCGUAGUUGAAAAAAUAAUUGAUUUAUUAUAUUUUUUCCAUACUGGGAUGUUUUUUUGGUUUUCCAGUUUCUGGCUAUUAGAAUUUUAAAAGCUACAAAACAAUGUAUAAUGAAAUUUAUUUACAUCUUUUUUAACUUAGGCCAUCUCAAAUGUAAUAAAGCUACCUCUGGCACAAUCCUAAGUUUAUAUACAAGAAAAAAAAAAAUCUUUUCCCAUUGCAUCUUUAUUUCAGUACAGCUUCACCAGAUAUGUAUGUAUGUAUGUAUGUAUGAACCUCUGCUCUUUUCACACCCGCAACAGAAAUCACUUGACAAAGUAAACAUUCUAGCUAUCCUUGAAGGUACAAGAUACUAGGGAUUAACCGAUUAUCGGUCUGGUCGAUAUUCGGUAUUUUCGGCAAUAUCGGUAUUGGCCAAUAGAGAUCCCGAUAAUACAUACCAGGCCUGCUGGGCCCAUUACAAUUCCGGCGGUCCUGAGGGGGCCCGCAGCAAGCGCUUACUUACCUUCCUAGCAGCUCCCUUUAGCUCCCCUGUGUAAAUCUUGCAAGUCCCUUGCGGGUUACCAUGGCAAUGCUCCGCGCGGCAUGCUGGCCGCGAGAUUUACACAGGGGAGCUGAAGGGAGCUGCUGAGAAGUUAUGGAACUUAUGGAGAGCAAAACACAGGUCGCAAGAGUAUUCUGAAAAAGGACAACAACUGAAAUAGCCUGCCCUUCGGUGGGUCCCCGCUCAGAACUCAAGCUCCUUUUAGCUCAUCUUUUUCAGUUGUUGUCAGUUCUCAGAAUACUCUUGCGCCCCGGUUUUUUGCUCUCCAUAAGUUUAAAGGGUAAUCCAGACGUGGACCCCUUGCUCACGGUGCCUAGAGAGAUAUCAGCUACGCCUCACUGAUGAUGCCUAACAAGGCUGAAACGAUAGUCUAGGGUUGCUGUAUCUCUCGUGCUGAGGGAACUUGCUGGCAUUUCGGAUCUGGACUGCCUGUAUGGGUGGGACCAGUCUGAUAUGCUUCAGAUAUGUUCUCUCUGUGAUGGCACAAGAUGAGCUAAAACUAGCUUGAGUUCUGAGCGGGGACCCACCGAAGGGCAGGCUAUUUCAGUUGCUGUCCGUUCUCAGAAUACUCUUGCGCCCCGUUUUUUGCUCUCCAGGGAGAAUAAUAGUUGUUUUCUUCCCAAGCAAAUAAUGGCUUAUGAUAGGAGGGCAAUAGAAGUGUUUCGGACAAUAGCAGGGAGAUGCUGCAUCAAUUUGAUACUUCUAAAAAUUAUGAUUUCUGUCAUUGUAUGUAUGUGGGUUUUUUUUGGCUUUUUUUAUCAGACAUUUACAAUCUAGUUACAAUAUUGUUCUUAAUGAUUCUUACUACACUUUCUUGUCCGUUUUUUGUGUUGGAUAACCAUAUUAUUUUAAAGAGACACUUAACAUUCUUUAACAUUUUGCUUACUUUUAAAUGUAAUUGUUUAGUGUGAGUCAGAUUAAUUGGUAUUGAUUGUGUAUCCCCAGUGCAGCAUAUAUGUUUUACAUAUGCAGUGCCCUGGAUAUAGGAGAAAUAAGGUUUUAGCUUUUAAUAAUAUAUGCCAUUUGAUUUCAACGUGAAGUAAUCUGCAAUUUCUUUUGCUAAUUGGAGCUCUCCGUUACAUCUUUUAAUAUGGACUUUUUUUAAUGUUCUGGAUUUUCUUUCUGCAGCAAGGUGAAAGCGAGUUUCUAAGAUCCUGUGGAUCUUCUAAACGCAACAAAAGGAGUAGGUUAUCAUUCCAAGACAGUGACAGUCCUUCAAAAUCAUCUCGACGACGGGAACAGACUGCAGUUUCACCAUAUCAAUCUGCUGAAGCAUCAAAGCGAAGACGCAUCGGUACACGGAGCCAGAGUCCCGACUUAACGUUCUGCGAGUAAGUAACUGGAAUUGUCUGUGUUCAUUGUCUGAUACUAAGUUACUACAUUUCAGAUGCCUUUUAAUGGUUUGGUUACAUUCUGUAUGAAUUCCAGUUUUAAUCAAUAUGAAUGGCAGGAUAUCUCUGAUUUUAAAAGUCAAAUAAAAGCAACAAAAACAAAUAGUGUACUUAAUACGUCCGCAGCAAAUAUGAGCGCUGGAAGCUGCUCUAAUGGUAUUGCAGUGAUGCCUCGAUGUCGAGGCAUCCUGCAAUACCUCUCAUGACAGCCGAGCCACUGAACGAUCGCUCGGCAGUGUAGCAAAGCAUCGGAAGCCAUCGGGCAUGCUUCUGAUGUUCUGCCUGUGUGCUGAGGGGUCGAGGCACUCAGUGAACUCUUAAAUUAAAUCCCCCCCCCCCAGCCCUGUGGAUUCCAAUAUGGCGCUGCAUCAUGGGGCUUCUCAGGGUGUCCCUAACCUGCCUCAUCAUAGAGGCAGGCUAGGGUCAUCCAAUCCGAUAUUGCCCCUAUAAUAUGUAUUACUACUAUGAUCCCCAUUUGUCUGGUCAGGUCAAAAUUAGUAAAUCAGUGGAUCUCCCUCCCUCUCUUCACUUGUGUUUUAGUGAGAGAGAGAUAUCUGUGUUUAUACAAGUGUCCCUUUGUUCAAGCUACUGUAUUGUUUUGAUACAGUAGCUUGCGGUACAAUCAGAACCACGCAGGUUUCCCAGAACAAUUUGAAUGCACUGGGGGGGGUGGGGGGGAGAGAGAGACCUCAGCUCUGCGCCAAGAGAAGCUGUUGCCAGUUAAGUACAGAGACAAGAAGGAUGUGUACCUUCUUACCACCAUCCACACUGAGAGGACUGUGGAGUUCUCUGUAUGUGGCAGAGCUGAGAGCACAAGGAAGCCAGUGUGCAUCAAGGCCUAUAACUGGCAUAUAGGUGGGGUUGAUCUGACAGAUCAGCUGCUGGAGCCCUACCUAAUUACAUUGAAGACAACGGUCUGGUGCAAAAAGCUUGCAAUUUACUUAAUGCAGAUUGCAACCCACAACGCUUUUUUGUUGAUCAAAAAAAGCAAACCCUGGAAUGAAACUGACUUUUUUUUUUUUACAGUUUCAGCUCCAGAUCAUUUUGUGGGGGGAGAUUGGUUACAUUUACUGUUCCUAUGUUUUUUGUUGUUUUUUUUUGGGGGGGGUUUGUUUUUUACUUUUACUGUGCCAAACUAUUUUUAUGAUCAGGUUCAACCUAUACAUGAGUGUACUCAGGCGGCCUUGCAGAAAACAACCUGGAGUGUUUUCUUGCAAUAACCAACAACAGGCUCCCCUAAAUCACACACCAAUGUGUGUGUAAAAAUUUAAAAAUUCCCACCACACAUCUUCAUUUUUUUGAGCUAAAACUGUUACAUCAAAGGCAUCAAAACACUCCAUAUACAAUACCUUGUGUCAAUUUUUCAAAUAUGUGCACUUUUAUACCUUAGGACGGUUGUAUUCUUUUAAAAAAAAUAUAUACAUGUGAAGGGUUAUUCAGGGAUUCCUGACAGAUAUCAGUGUUACAAUGUAACUUUUGUUAAUUUUGAAAUAAAUUGGUUUGGAAAUAGCAAAGUGCUACUUAUUGCACUGUAACUUGCAAAAAGAAAGCUAAGAACAUGGUAACAUUGGUUAUUUCUAAACUCAGGACAACAUUUAGAAACUAGCAUGGGUGUCUUUUGGCGGUUGUAGAUGCGUAACAGAUUUUGGGGGUCAAAGUUAGAAAAAGUGUUAAAUUUUUUUAUUGUAAAUUAUGAUAUGAUGAAAAUAAUGGUAUCUUAGAACAUUUAAUAGCGAGAAAAAGUGGAUAUAACAUGUGUGGGUAAUGUAAAUGAGUUAGAGGAAAAUUACCGCUAAACACAAACACCGCAGAAAUGUAAAAACAGCCCUGGUCCUUAAUGGUAAGAAAGUUGAAAAAAUGAUCUAGUCACUAAGGGGUUAAAGGAAAACUCAACACACACACACAAACUACUUUGUGUAUGAAGUAUCCCAUUUUAAUGACCGUUUAUAAAAGUGUAAAUUUCUUUGAGAAACCGGCACUUUUCUAAAUCUAAAUCAAUCAAGAAAUCUAAAUCAAUCAAGAAACACCUCCGUGGGGGGGCGGGGCCGGACCGCCAUGCUAACCGGUCGCAUGCAGGAGAGGCUCCAGAGAAAUCUGGCCUCUUAAGCAACAAAAAGCAGACUUUGCACAAAAGAAAAAAAUACCACAACGAUUGACAACAUUAUGUACCUACUUGCACAAUAAAAAUAAAGAAUUAAAAAAAAAAAAAAAAAACCUCUGUGGUUGGGUCAGUCAGGAAGUAGUUUUUUUUUUUUUUUUUUCUCCUUUUGUUAGCUCCACUGAGCUUUCGAAUGUGGCAGACAUGCUCUGGCUAAGUGCACCUGCCUUCUUCUGCAGGUGCCAGUGAGCGCACAUCCCCACAGGGCUCCAUAGUUUUCCUUUACAUCUUCACAUUUGAGCCAGUUACAUGCAAAAAUACACUAUUCACAAAAAAGUUAAAAGGAAAAACAAACUUUUUUUUUUCCCCCAGUAAUAUAGAUAAAUAUUUAUUAUUGUACUUUUUGUAAAUCACACAAAAAAUGUUUUAGGUGUUACUUGUUAGAGAUUUCAACAUACUAUAACAUUUAAGCAGAACUGUUUGCGUGUUUUGUUUUUUUCCUGAUAUGCCAUUUUUAUCUUAAAUGAAUAGUACAAACACCUAUAGCUCUUUAGCUUGUUGAGGUGCUUUGUGUGAACAGUGUGUCCUCCUCUCCCCUCCCCAGGAGGCAGGUUAUUGCCAAGAGCAUCUGCCUUGCUAAGACUUCUCAUUGAGCUGCAUUGGGAAGUCUGUAAUUGGACAGCCACAGAUACAAUACUGGGCAAGGUUAGAAGGGGGAGGGCUUGCAACAGCUACAGACAAGAAAUCUGCAGCUUUUGCAAGCUAUUUUAGAUAUACCCCAAAUGAAAAUAUGCAUUGUCACUUUCCCUUAACAAUAUUUAUGGUCUUUUCUUCCUUGUGCUGGAUCUUACUUAAUACCAGGGUGCCUCCAUUUUGUUAUGCUCUGUCCAUAGUGUUUGCAGUUUGCUCUUCUAUGUAAUUCUUUUGAUGAAUUAUGAAUAAAUGAGAAAAAAGGAGUCUCUAUAAGUUCCUAUUUAUAUUUAAAUAAAAAACAAGGACAAGUUUAAAAAUCUAACAACCGAGAAAUAGAGGAACAAAAAAAGGGGUAAACCUAAAAGCAAAACCUGCAAAGUGACAAAGCCGCUUUUUUAAACAUGCUCCACCUAUAAUUUUAAACUGCCUACCUCUAAACAAACCUUUUGCAGCAUAUUCUUGCAAGGGUGAAAGCAGGUGAUAAGGCUUCCAAUUGCUUUCUGGGGAUAUACAAAUACCUAAUGUUUAGGAUCUUGGUGUUCCGGUACACUUGCUGGCUACAGUGUACGAUUCUUCUGCUCUAUGGGUUAUGCAGAGUUAACACAAUGCAGUUCUUUGAAUAACAAUCUUUUCUUUGGGUCUCCAGGAUCAUCCUUAUGGAAUUGGAGUCCCAUGAGGAUGCAUGGCCAUUUCUAGAACCUGUGAACCCACGGAUUGUGCCUGGCUAUAGGAAAAUAAUCAAAAACCCCAUGGACUUCUCUACAAUGAGGCACAAACUGCUGUAUGGCAAGUAAGUUUUUUGGGGAAGUGUAUGUGUGUGUUUCCAUAGUGGUUACAGUUGAAGGACUAAUUUAUUUUGUGUACAUUUUACCAUUUGUGAUCUGUCAUGGUCAAUGGCCAUUUGAGUUUUAAAGUUAAAAUAGUAAACAUUGGAAUUUUCUUUGGUAGUUUUAUUGUAAAUUCUUUGUACAAUUCAAAUAAAUGUGAGAGGUCUUAGCUUUUUGUGUGUAUGUAUACACACCUAUACUAGAACUUUGUUUCCAUACUUACUGUAAUUUUCUUUUUCUAAUGUAAGCCAUGGCAGCACUGACUUGAGUUAGCUCCUCCCCUUACAGCAAAAAGGACAGGAAGCAAAACUGUGAAAUUAGUAUGAAUAGUCCGUUCCAUACCCCAUCAGGCAGUUUCUAUAACAAGCUUCACAUCGCUCAUAGAAGAAGGGGGAGCAUUUAAUGUCGCCGUGGCUUUAAUCAGGGAAAGAAAAUUAUUGCAUCGAAACAUUUUUCCGAUUAAACCAGUGACUUAUAAAUAAGUGAAAUGCACAAUAUACAUUACUGAGCUGCAUGGAUGACAAAUGUCAUGUUCUCAAAGUGCAAAAUCCCUAAAUUGGAAGCCCAGCUGUUUAAUGUAUGGGAACCCUCCACUGUGUCUGCCCAGACAUUCAGUAAUUUGCAUAUCAUGGAUAACUCAUACAAUACUAUGUCUGGGAGACCGAUAUAAAAAAAAAAAAAAAAACACUGUAGUGAUACAAUAAAUCUUGAAUAAUCACAAGCUAAAAUCAUGUGACGAGGAAAAUAGACAAAAUAUAUAAUUAAACCUGGGUUGUAUCUGUCAGAUUAAGAUGCAGUUAUUGGCAGUAGAGCCCUCAUCCCAGAUCCAAAUAUUGAAAAUGAGCAAAUAGGGAUUUGUCUGAACUUGAUCCCUGGUACGUAACUGACGAACACGGGAUAUUAACAAGUUACAUGAUGGUUAUUUUUCUCUUCCUGGCUAUGAUCUGUGACUGCAUACACAAUUUCAAUUAGCUCAGCCUACUCACAGCAGAUAUGACAGGGGAGGAGGGGGGGUGGAGAAAAGGCCUUCUACUCAGCAUGACAUUAUUUCCAAAUAAAUACAACAAGCUCCAACAAGGGAGUAAAGCCAUAAGCUACUAUGGAUAAUAGGAAGGACAAGAGAGUUCUGGGAGGUUUGUCAGACCCCUGUUCUAAAGUAUACCCAAACGUGUUUCCGGUCAUUUUUCGUGUAUGGUGCGUGCAUUAUCAGAAGUAAAUCAAUGCUUUGAUGGUGUGAUCGGGAAAUAUAGCUUUUCAUUUUGAAAAUCGUACGACCCUAAACUACUUUUAAGAUCACACUACUUCUGACAUUUACCUUCUUACACUUGUCACAUGCUUGAUAACGUGAAUUCAUUCUUAGUACUAAGUUCUAAUCCAUCUCCUGUCUAACCCCCAGGUACUCCAGCUGUGAAGAAUUUGCAGAGGAUGCAGAGCUAGUGUUCAGUAACUGCCAACUAUUUAAUGAGGAUGAAUCUGAAGUGGGCAGGGCUGGCCUGGCCCUAAAGAGGUUUUACGAUAGCCGCUGGGAGGAGUUCAGUCAGGGGCGCAACCAAGUUGCACUAUGAGUGAGACUGGAAUCUGUUGAUCUGUAAACGAACAGCUAUAUUUGACCAGAUCUCCGACAAUGAAAACGGGUUCAGCUCCCUUGGGUGUGAGCUUUUUAAGGUGCUGCUUUUCACAUUGAGGGCAGCUACAUUGCAACUCAGAUGUUAAUAAACACAAGUACAGGACAUUUCCUCCAGAACAGAAUUAUCAAUAUUGAUCUGGAUUAGUUUCAGGUCCCCAACACUUCCAUAUGUCUGAUACAGUGAUCGAGAGAAAAUCUUGCAGAUAACCCUGCUAUUUGUACCCUCCUAUCCUCAUUUUUGUUAGGGAAAUUAAUCUGCCAAUGCAGUGUUUUCUACUCUACUUCGUACACCAAACCAUACCCUCCACCAAUUCCGGAACAUUAUUUCAUACAUGCAAUUUAGAAGACAAUUGCACCAGCACUUCAGUGCACAGUCUAGCAACCUCCGGUAUCUGUUAAUCGUAAUUGACGCAUGUGUACAUGCUUUGCAUUCCUGCACAUGUCAUGGAGUAAAAACCUGAUAUGGCCAAUGCUAUUAUGUACAGAUCUACAUACUUACUAUACACAUGGGCACAUGAAGCCACAAAAUGAAUAUACGCAAAUGUCUCACAUGACUUCUAAAUGUUUUACAUGUACGUACAGAAGUCACUCACUCCUUACCCACUGUCUUUAUUUAUAAUGGCAGAGUAAUAUUUAAUAGCAAUAGCAUAUCGUGAAUGUGUGUGUGUUUGGGGUUUUACUGAUCUUUUCUUGAGAUGGGGGCAUAGAAAAUGCAACUUCUGCAUAGCAUUAAAUAAAAAAAAAAAAACACAAUUGUAGUUGUAUGGCCAGUAUGCUGGGUGGCAGCCCUUUAAAGGGUUAACAAAAGUCAAGCGUACCCUGGGCUGAACUUGUCCACAAGCCUCUGUUCAAGCUGCUUCCACUGGUUAUUACUGUUCAUUGUCGGACAUUCAUUUCCCCCCAAGUUUCUCUGGCACUACCUCCUUCCCAUACCCUUAUUCACCUGAUAUCUUCAAUAUACUUUUAUUCCCAACUCCCUUUUGGCCAAGAGAUGCCAUUGAGUACAUGGUAUUGUGCCUUUUGGCCUUCAGGCUUUUAGCACUACAAGUAUCCCAGGGGUAAUCACUGCCAGUCUUUUCUUCCUUAACUUUAUAUGGAGUGGCAGGGAAUUUAUAGUCUCCUGUGUUAUAUGUACAUUUUAUAUUUAUUUGAAGUUGUCUCGACUGUGUAGGCUUUUGGUAUUUAAUAUCAUGUCCUUGCUGCUUGUUUUCAGAGAGGUUCACAAGUUUGACUGUCUUUAUAGGAAUGGGCUUCUUUGCUUUUUCAUCCCUUAAUUCACUCCAGUUCUACAGACCUCCAUUUUUUGUUAAUGGACAUUUCUACUAAGGGACCAAUCUGUGAUAUACCAGUGCUAUUUCCUUGUCCCUGGCAUGGAAAUGGUGGAACCCCAUAUUAUAUGAUUAUAAUGCACUAAAUACUGAUGUGAGGAAGGGCUACACAACCAUGUGUUUUCAUGGAAAGCCUGUUACCGAUUCUAGCACACAAUCUUCCAUCUCUUGUAAUAUGGGGUCAUGCAACAUAAGGUCAAACAAAGAUACAAAAAUUUUUUUGGGGGUGGGGUGGGGGGGUUCUGAAAGCUAGAACCAGUUAAAUCUUUGAUGACAAAAAUGGUGUAUGCAGUGUUCCAAAGCAGUUAUUAAAUCCUCUUUCUAAACCUCAAAGGGUUGAAGUAAUCUUUCAUUCCCUUGCUCAAUUCCCUCAUACAUUUUUUUUUUUUUUUUUAAAUAUAUAAUUCUUAUUUUAUCAAAGCUGCAGAACCCACACACCUGGUAUCUGCCCAGUUCUGCCUGGCACAGAUUGUGACAUUUGUAGGGGUGGCAGUCUACUAGAGCUGUAAAUAACAAUGUAUACAUCAUUUCUGAAUAGCAGUGCUGUGUUCCAGUGGGGGUCAUCUAUAAAAAUCUUAAUCAGUGGUGGUCCUUGAGGGCUGGAUUGAGAAGCAAUAAUGUAGACGCAAACACUUUUCACAAAGAGCUGCAGCAGACUCUCUUAUUCAAACUUUGACAUCAUUCUUUGAAUGUGCUCUAAAUGUGGCCAAUAACCAUCUCUACCGAUGUUACAAGCAUGCAACUUUAUGGACUAUGGUCUCACUGAAAGCCAAGGAAUGGAAAAUAGAUACCUAGUUGUAGCAUGUGUGUCUCUACUUGUGCAGUCGAUACCCAUGUUGUCCCUCGGUAAAUUAGUUGAUUUGAAAUGAAGUUGGAGAUAGUAGUUUUUAUAUCAUAAAUUGUUUAUAUGCGUCUAAUUGUGUUGGUUUUUUUGGGGGGGGGAGUAGAGGACAGUUCAGAUAUUACACAAAGCAAUAUUAGAUGUGCAGCUGCGGACUCCGCAUGCUGACUUGUAUAGCAAUAAACCAUGUCCUACCCACUCCCCUCGCAACUCAUUCCAGUAGGGUACAAGCCUUGUCAUGCUAAUGUAAAUUUCACUAGACCAAGAAUGGCUGCCAUCUAAAAGAAACAAAACAAAACAAAAACCUGGCAUCAUGAAACAUACUCCUCGUUAUUCUGUGCCUGGAUUAAGAACCUUUUCUUUGAGGUCAUGGCAGUGAGCAGGUGUCCAUGUAAAUGAUGGAGGCAGAACUGGGUAUGGGAUGUGUUGUGGAAAACAUACCCGCAAGCCUGUAGAAAUCUAUUUUUGUAUCCUGAAACUUUUUUUUUUUUUGAUUAAUAGACUGUAGGAUUUUUAAUAUGCAUAAAUAUUUAUAUUUUAUCUAAAUGACAGCACUGUAACUUUGUUUUUGGUUUAUUGUUUUGUUCUGUAUUCAUAGAGCCCAUAUUGUGCUAUGUUUUUGUUUUACAGUAGAAGUAAGAUCACUUUCAGUCAGUUUGCUCUGGAAAUAUGUUUAUUUAACGCCUGUAUGGUGACUAAAUAUGUAAUUUCUUAGUUCGUCAUUCUUUAAUUUUAUAGGAGGGUAACCAUGGGUUCAAUUCGUGUAAAUUGUUUUGUUAGUUUGUCAGGCAGAGCCUAGAACCUUAAUGUUCUUUGCAAAUAAGCAAUUUUUAUGGUGUGCAUGUUUUUUUUGUUUUUUUACCCGCAGUCCAAUUUGUAGAAUAAAAUAGGCCACCAGGGAGCUCAGUCCUUCAUGAGAUUAGAUGUUGAGGUGGAAUUUAGAGGUUUCCAUUAGAUAUCCGUGACACCAAAUUGACUGGGCUACUUUUAUUUACUUUAACUGUUAGCAUUCCUAUUUAUUUAUUUUUUUAUUGUUAUUUUUUUUAAUGCCAUCUAUUUUCCCCUUGUGACCUCUAAUUUUUGGAAUAACAAUGGGGCCUCUAUGCAUUUCAAUACCAUGUAUUAAAAGCCUUGCGGGCUUGAUGAGGGUUUAUUUAAAAUGGUGUAUUUACGUUCAUUCUGAGUUUACUUCCAUUGAAGGUAUCCUUGUACAGUGAUACCACUUAUCCUCCUGAUCUAUCCUUAAAAAAAUAAAUAAAAAAAAAUAAAAAUGGAAAACACAGGUUUUAGUCUUGGCAACACUGAAUGAGAGUAAGAGUGAUUUUGAAACUCUGUGCAAAGCAGCUUUCUGGUGCAAAAUUAUGUUACAUCUCACAUUUUGUCUCUCUUAUUUUAUUUGUUUGCAGCUUUAAGUUGUUGGUAUGAGUUUUCAAAUAACAUACACUAGCUCUCACGUUCUCCUCUAUUAUUUUUAUAUAUGUGUAACCAAACUGUGUUAUAGUGACCUUUUUGAUAAAUGUACAGUUUUUUUCUGUGAAUUUAAAUUUCUUUCUUUCUAUAUUUUUAGGACCAAUCUCGUUUUUCAGAAAUAAAAACAAAAAAUAAAAAUAAAAAAAAGUUUAGAAAUCCACAUUGUUGCACAUGUGCUGUAGUGUGCCCUUUAGCCGCUGAAGUAUAAUAAUAAUAAUAAAAAAAUAUAAAAUGAAA
This is a messenger RNA of Pelobates cultripes (western spadefoot toad), 63304 nucleotides long. The record is from the annotation of a GenBank genome assembly. Lineage: Eukaryota; Metazoa; Chordata; Amphibia; Anura; Pelobatidae.